This is a messenger RNA of Sus scrofa (pig), 54351 nucleotides long. It is a transcript of the gene WWOX, whose product is annotated as WW domain containing oxidoreductase. Gene Ontology annotation, biological process: hippo signaling; positive regulation of transcription by RNA polymerase II. Gene Ontology annotation, cellular component: nucleus; cytoplasm. The record is from RefSeq and is a predicted model, not a curated record. NCBI's taxonomy places the organism in Eukaryota, Metazoa, Chordata, Mammalia, Artiodactyla, Suidae. Gene Ontology annotation, molecular function: transcription coactivator activity; protein binding.
ACUGGAUGCCCACGCCCCUUGCCUGCGGAGAGGAGGUCUCGAGGCUCGGCUCCAUCUCCAGCGCCACGGAGGGUUUACCGCUUUUUACUUGCAGCCGAGCGGCCGUGCGAGCUCGUCCGUGCUUUCCCCACAAGCUUCCUGGGCCCCGCCCCCUUUCUCUCCAGCAGCUGCGAAACUGCGGAGCGUGGAUUACAGCUGCCGUGUCGGCUGAGGGGCACCGGGAGGCGCAGUGCGCAGGCGCGAGCGUUCGGGACCCGCGGCGCGCGGCGCUCGGUUGUAGCAGGAGUGAGUUCCUGGGCGCAGAGACCCGGCAGUGGGCUGUUGAGCGAGCGGGUGACCCGGCGCCUCCUCUGCAGCCAUGGCAGCUCUGCGCUACGCGGGCCUGGACGACACGGACAGCGAGGACGAGCUGCCGCCGGGCUGGGAGCAGAGAACCACCAAGGACGGCUGGGUUUACUAUGCCAAUCACACGGAGGAGAAGACGCAAUGGGAACAUCCGAAAACUGGGAAAAGAAAGCGAAUAGCAGGAGAUUUGCCCUAUGGAUGGGAGCAAGAAACCGAUGAGAAAGGACAAGUGUUUUUUGUCGACCACAUAAAUAAGAGAACGACCUACUUGGACCCAAGACUGGCAUUUACCGUGGACGAAAAUCCUACGAAACCGACCACCAGGCAGCGGUACGACAGCAGCACGACCGCCAUGGAAAUACUCCAGGGCCGGGAUUUCAGUGGCAAAGUGGUCGUGGUGACGGGCGCCAACUCAGGAAUAGGGUUUGAGACCGCCAAAUCUUUUGCCCUCCAUGGAGCACACGUGAUCCUGGCCUGUAGGAAUAUGACGAGAGCCAACGAAGCUGUGUCGCGCAUUUUAGGAGAAUGGCACAAAGCCAAGGUAGAAGCAAUGACCCUGGACCUCGCUGUGCUCCGUAGCGUGCAGCAUUUUGCUCAAGCGUUCAAGGCCAAGAAUGUGUUGCUUCACGUGCUUGUGUGCAACGCAGCGGUUUUUGCUCUUCCCUGGAGCCUCACGAAGGAUGGCCUGGAGACCACCUUCCAGGUCAACCACCUGGGGCACUUCUACCUGGUCCAGCUCCUCCAGGACGUCCUGUGCCGCUCAGCCCCAGCCCGGGUCGUGGUGGUCUCCUCGGAGUCACAUAGGUUUACAGAUAUUAACGACUCUUCAGGAAAGCUCGACUUCAGCCGCCUCUCCCCGUCGCACAGCGACUACUGGGCCAUGCUGGCUUACAACCGGUCCAAGCUCUGCAACAUCCUCUUCUCCAACGAGCUGCAUCGCCGCCUCUCGCCGCGCGGGGUCACGUCCAACGCGGUGCAUCCCGGCAACAUGAUGUUCUCCUCCCUCCAUCGCGGCUGGUGGGUGUACACGCUGCUCUUCACCUUGGCCAGACCCUUCACCAAGUCCAUGCGUCCGCACCUUCCCUGGCUGGCGUGCUGGCAUGCUUGAGUGCCAUCCGUCUCUUUGCUGAUGCUCUGUGUCGGUGAAAGACCAGGUCACACAGUUAGAAUGCUGAGAUCUCAGCAUCAACCCCGGCACAUUUCCCAGAGAGAAGACACCAAGAUGUUGCAAAGAAAAAAAAGAGUUACAGCGUAUUUCAAAAGGAGAUUCUGGAGCACACCCAGUCAUGAAAAUGAGAGGGGUCUUCUCUCAUUGUCUCCUUUGCAGCCAUUGGCGAUGGGCUGCCUGUUUCUUAUGGGUGAAGAGGGGGGAUCACAGAGGGUUCCUGUCUGCUGAGCCUGAAGGGAUCUCUUUUCUGCCGCCGUGUGUUUUCCCCAUCAGCCGUAAGCUUGUGUGCUACAUUGCCCGAAGCCCCUUGUUCUCAGUGCCAGGUUCAAGGCUCUGCUGGGUUCAUGUUCGAACCCAGAGUGGAGGCCUUUUUUAGUCAAAGCUGGAAUCAAAAACAAGUUAGAAAUUUGGCUUAUCUUUGCCAAGCCCACCUGUCCAUUGGCAGCCUCCGCGAUGGUCUGUGGCGUGUGGAUCUGACACGUAUUCAGAGUAGGGGGAGGUUCGCUGAGAGUGGUCCCUGUGUAAGUGUGUGUUCUCUAGGCUCCCAGGACAGAGCAGCCAACAUCGACGGGAACCAUGGCUCCUGUUUAUCAGCGCUCACCUGUGCCAAGAGCCCCCUCUCUGUUCCUCCCAUGCAUUGACCCAUUCAGUGCCCACCGCCCCUCUAACUGAAUGAGGCGAGUGGGCAGAGGAGAGCACGGGGGCCUGUCGUGCAAAAGAAGAAUGCAUUGCAGUGUCUCAGGCCAGGCAUGGGCUUCCGAGUCCUGGCCCUUCUUCCUGAUGCCCCCGUCAUCACGGGCAAGUGACGCUACCUCUGUGGACCUGGGCUUGUCCUCAUCUCUGCCACAAGGGGAAACUAGUUUCCACAUCUUGAGGUUGUUGGAGGACGAGGGCACAGGCCAACCCUAUGGCAUGUGCUGGUUUUCUCUGUAUCCUUCCAGUCAGUGGGACCUUUCCUGAAAUCUCACUGCCAUCUAAGGACAUGUAGGGAGCUCUUGUCCAAGAUCUUGUCUGUCAUUUGGCCCCCAAACGUAUCAAGCCACUGCUCAUGAGAAAUGCCCUUUAACUCUGAACUCCCAGCAAGACCCCUGAGGAGCUGCCACAGUAUCUUCCUCUUGACAAUGCAAUUAUAACAAUGUAUUGUUGCAGCUCCUCGUCCGAUUUUGUGCUUUUUCAAAUCAUAUUAAUGCUCAUGAUGGCCUUUCAGCUUCCUUUGGUCUUUAGUGACUGUAAUACAUUUUGUUCCCUUGUUCUACGCUUGUUCUCAAGUCACCUUAAACCUGUUUUUGGAAGCAGCUUCGAUAUGAAUUAAUAACAUGAUUUAGUUUGAAGUAGAGGCAUAUUCCAGUGAUUCUCUUAAUAACACUGGCCCCAAAGCAACUUUCUCUCCGUAUGUACUUUUGGACAUAGGUCUGUAUGGUCCAUGUUUAACCAAAGAGAUUGUACAACACCUUUGAAAAAAGUGUUGCAAAAGCAUCUGCUCUUCAGAACUAUAAACCUUUCACCUUUUUUUUUUCUCUGUGUGAUUUACAUAAUAGUAGUUACAAUUGCUGUGAGCAGCGUGCCUGUUGCCAGAAUAGUAGACUUUUAAUCAGACAUGGAUGAGUAUGUGUGUAUAUUGAUUCAUAGCUCUUUAAGGGCCGGGUCAGUAGAUAUUUGUCCCUUUUUUUUGGUCUUUUCCCCUGUGCCCAGUAUUGUUUUCCAGGAAGCUAUUCGUAUCUUAAAACCUACCUUUGUGAAGAGUUUCUGUAUUUAGUACUCGGUGAACUGGGGCUGGUUGAGAAAGACAGCGGGACCGAGCGAGGGCAACGCACGAGGCCCCAUGCUGACAGCAGGAACUCGGUACGUGGGUUUGUCUGUUGCUGUAUCAGGCAGAUCGGCAUGUGUACUUAGAAACUCUGUUUGUGAAGUGGAGGAGGAGGAGAGAAAGCCAGCAGGUUCAGCCCACUAUUUGGAUCCUAAAGCCUUUAAAAAAUUCUGUGUUGAUGAAUAAAACAUUUUAAUCAGAACCAUAUCAACACUGAUCAAUUUUUUUCAUGGGAGUCCAAUACAGGGUGAAUUCCAUUAAGUCAGUGAAAUACCUGAUCGAGUUGUAAACGGUACAAGAUGGUUAUGUUGUUGCUUUUUCAUAAAUUUGUGUGCCUGAACUCCUUUUCCCAGGACCCCCUUUUUUUUGGCGUCUCUUUGUGAUGGCUGUUUCAACCAGAAAUAUGUGUUCUUCAUUUGCUAAAAGACCAACCCUUGUUUCUUAGCUGACCUCUGAGAAAUUCUUCUGCAGGUCCAUUCCAGUAUUGUCGGGUUUCUCAGUUAGCCAGACUUGGUCUCUGUACAUGUUGAUGAUCAGAUUCUUUCCCAAACUUCCAAAGCCUUGGUUGACUUUGGGGUCUCUUGCCUUUUCUGUGUCGCGGCAGAGCAAGUAAUCAAAGCCAGAUCAGGGCGUCCCUCCUGUUGUUCCUCCAGAACAGUGUCUUUCAGAGUCGUUCAUUUGCCAACUUGUUGAGGUCGCAGCCCACUGUGUGUACACUUAGGCGUGUGCACGUGUAUGUGUCUCUGUGUGUGACGUGUGUGUGUGUGCGUGUCCGAAACAGAAGUUCAACGAAACAGACCUCUCAUCAUGGGCCGUGUCCUCUGCUCGUUUCCUCUUGGAUGAAUUUCCCUGUUUAAAGUGCUGAUAGUGGCCCAGGUUUACCCCCUCGUGGGGUCACCGCUCACUCUGUCAGAAUCUCCCCUCUGAAAAUUUCUGCUCGCAAACCGUUGGCUCUGGGCCCAUCCAAGGAGCGUUCAUCCCGUGCUGACGUUGGGGCAGAACAUUCGAAAGUGAGCACAUCCUUUUCCUUGGCCUCUGGGUGCUUACGUUCAAAGGGCUGGAGAUGGGAAGGAGCUUAGAGUGAGGCAAGGUGGGACCGCCCCAGCAUAGUGCUUUUCUGCCCUGGGGGUGGACCUGAGAGUCGUCGGGCGAAGCUGUCUCGGGGAGAUGAUGGGCAGGAGGUGAGCUUGUAAGCAGGAGGGGAGGAUGACCUUGCAGCCGUGAGGGCCGGGGCCAGGACCAGGGACAGGUGGAAGAGGGUGCUUCAGAACCUCAGGAAUCAAGCCAAACAAGGUUUUAGUGCCGUGUUUCAAAAAAAUCAAAUACGUGCCAAAACGUCAUGAUGUACAAAGUUCCAGGUUUUAAAUCCAGGUAGGAUCCUUGUUACAGCAAAGGCUCGAGCAAUGAACAUGGAUUUCAGGUGAGACGGGAGCUGAAGGAAAAAAAAAAUACAUUGCAGGCCUGGCUAUGGAUCGGGGCAUCUCAUGAUUUCAUAUUCAAAUUGAUGAUGAGACGUGCCUGCUGUGGCACAGUGGGUUAAGGAUCCGACUGCAGUGGCUCAGGUUUGAUUCCCAGUCGGAUGCAGUGCUUUCAAGGUUCUGGCCUUGGCGUGGUUCUGGCUCAAAUUCAUUCCUGGCCCAGGAACUUCCAUGUGCUCUGAAUGCGGCCGUGAAAGAAAAUCGUGAUAGUUACGGUAAGAUGACGACAACGAUGGUGACAGCAGGACGUACCACUUGUUGAGCAGUUGCUGUGUGCCACCACCUGGGCUUGCACCUUAUCCGUUGCUCACAUGUGAGUCUUUGGGUGGUAUUCCCUGUUACUACCAAGAAAGCUUGGAGGAAGCGAGCAAGCUGUUGAAGGUGGCGGCGUGGAGAUUCAGGCCCUUCCCCGCUGGAGUGAAGCACCGAGCGCCAAGGCCCUACCGCCUGCGGUCGCUCUUGGCUUUCACUGUCCCUGGCCUGCAGAGAGGCCAUUCUCAUGACAGCCAGGAAGUGAGUUGAAAGAGGCAGAGUUUUCUUAGCCUAAAGACCAAGAGAGAGGCUGAAAGAAUGGACCCUUUAGAAAUCCUGUGAGCUGGUACAGAGACAGCACUGAGGACCAAGAGGCGGGAGAAAUAAUGCUCUUAAUGUUGCAAAAGUAGAAGUGGAAAGAACUUCCCGUGUGGUAACCGAAGAUGGGAGGUAAACGGAAAGACGAUAUAUGGAUACACGCAUUGUGGCUGAAUUUGGUGAGAUGCCCACAUAUGCGUGCGUGCAGACGCACGAGCGCAGGAAAAUAUCUAAUAGUUAUGUUUUAUUUAGGGCAUAACAAAUUAUUAUCCUGUCUUUUUAAAAGCAGUUGGCUUAAAUUCUUGCUUAAGGAUAUCUGAUGGAGUUAAUAGGGGACUAUAUUUUAACGUAACAUAUUUUUCGUUCAGCUAGGUGUAAUGUUUAUUUCUAGAAGUAAUUACUAGAAUUGCAAACCACCGGUGCUUCAGAAACAUCUUAACAUGUCUUUUUUGGUGUUGCCACUUAAUGAGUGAUGUAAGACAGCGUCUAAGGAGAGAAUAUUUAGAGUAUCUACGCAUGUCACUUGUAUAAUCUAUCUAAAAAUGAUCUUGCCUAUUCACUAUUUAAAUAGCUGUGGCCUUUUAGUGAGUACCAACACUAACAAACCGUGUACACGUGAUUUAAAGUAUGUAAUGAGAUUUGCAGUGCCAUCUGAUGAUGAAACUACAGAAUUAGUGAGCACAGCAUUGACCCAUCAUCCUUAUAAAGAGCUGUUUGCAUUGUGACCAACCCCCUUAUGGGCUGGCAGCAUGUCUGCAAGUGAUAUCUUCACCGAUGCCCCCGGAAGGAUGGUCUACCUGAUGCUGGAGUGCCCCUCGCAGUGUGCCUGCCUCUGAUGUUAAUCUGUGCGCCCAGGAGAGUUGGCAGUGUUCAGACCCGCUGGUGAUGUGCUGACUGUGCAUGUCCGCCCCCCUCUUGUUCAUUGUGUUACUGUGGUCCUCAUUAAAGGCCUUUCCAGGGCCUUUCUCACAUCUCUGAUGGUGGUUCUUCCAAAGCAAGCUUGUCCCAGGGCAGCAAAAGCUCUCCUGCCAACAUGCCCCUUCACCGCUUUGAAUGCAAUGGCAAAACGCUUUCGCAUUCAGUCCAGAUUAGCCGCUCGUUCUCUAGGUGCUUUCAAGGGAAUGACUCAUCACAGUUCUUGGGGCACAGAGCUUCAGCAUGCAAGGGUCGCUUUGUGACUUAAGCGUCUGUCCUGAGCAAGUGAAGGUGAAUUCCACCAAAAUCAGUGGAAAGAAAGACAAAAAGCUCUUUUUACCUGACUUUAAAAAGAAAAAAUCACAGAUCUUUAUUUCCCAAAUGCUAAGCUUUCUUUUGGGAGAUCUUAAUAUUUUGGGGAUCACAGAGGGGAGCGUGUAAACAGAACGUGAACUUAGCCCUUUCACUGGACUCAGCAACUUUCCUGACUCCCUUUUUCUCCAUAAGGAAACCGAGGAAUCCCCCACAGAUGAAGGGGCACAGCUUGAUCUGGUCCAGCUUGGUCUAGAGACUCUGUUUCAGUAUUUAUUCCACCUUCCCUGAUUCCCUGCCAUUGAUUCAGCACCUUUUGGCUUAAACAUUUACUUAUCUUUGUAUCCCAUGUCUAGAGUAUAUGUGGUCUUACGUUAAAUUAGCGUUCAGCAUUUGCUAGACAGAAUAUAAGUUUAUAAAAUUUAAUCAACAAGCAGAAUAUAUAUCAACCAGUUUUAGCAUUAGUCGUAUGGUAUUAAAAAUGUAUGGGACUUCCCUGGUGGCUCAGCGGUUAAGGAUCCAGUCUUGUCACUGCUAUGGCUCGGGUUGCCACUGGGUGCAGGUUUGAUUCCCUGGCCCAGGAACCUCCACAUGCCAUGGGCGUGGCCAAAAAACCCAGUACGUAUAUAUGCACAAAAAUACUUAUGUACACUCAUAUCACUACCGGUGGAUGCCAGUAGGUGGCGCUCUGUUUCACCCGUGGGUGGCUUAGCCUGGAAUUGGCUUGUAGAAUGUGGCAGGAAAGUGAUGGAAUGACUAGUGUGUCUUUCUUGGGCCUCGAGCAGAUGAAAAAAACCUUCAUUCCCAACAGUUUCCAUUCCCCAUGUCACCUCCGUAUUUAAUUUACUUCACUUACAUGACUACUUGAAGUUUUCCCAGGUGAGUUGCUCCUAUUCAUUAUAACCUGGAGGAGUGGGAUUAGUAAACGAGUGGCUUAUACUUUCCAAAGGGAGGCCAGUGGAUGGUGACAUGGGAAGAACUGAUCUGCCAGCAGCUUGCGUGAUGGGGUGAACUGAGGGCACCUGAGCCAUCUCAGGGGCCCAGGUUGUCAUAACCUAGAGGUUACCCAGGCCAUGACCUUGCAUUUAGAGAGUCAGAAACUGAACCCCGAAUGUUAGGCGACUGUUUCAAGUUCUUACCAAAAGAGGGUGUUUCCGCAGCACAAUGAAAAGGUUUCGCUCAAGUGGCCCGUCCAGUGUUUGGAAUGAAUGCGUAUUUCUUGUGUGAUUGGAUAUUUCAGUGGCUGGAGAGCUGGCAUUAUGCUGUAAGUUCAGUUAGUCGGUUUUCUGCGUCUCCUGAGUAAAGGGCUAUGAUAGUCGAGCAUUUUUGCCUUCAUCCCAAGAAACACCUUUCCUCCUCCUUCUCUUCUUCUUCUUCUGGGUCUCCAGCCACAGAGGUCAGGACUGCUAUUCUCUGUGUUACUUGGUUUUGCUUUCCUUCCAAUUCAUUGAUCUGUAUGGUCUCUACGCGUGAGUGAGUGUGGCGCGUGCUUUAGUUGUGAGCUCUCAGACGUCAGUGCCUUUUUAGGGAGCAAGAUUUACCUUCUGCACUUGCAUGCGCUAUUGUUACAGGCUGCUGGUGUUGGGAUGUUCUUCUAGUUUAAAUGUGGGUAAGUAUUUUAAAAGGAUGUCAGUGGCUUGCCUACAUUCUCAUUCAGCCUGAAGGCCUUCUUGUUGUUACAAAGGAAACAUUGCAAGAUCCAAUUUAAAAAACUCAAGACGUUGGGCUUUUCUUGUGGUACAGUGGGUUAAGGUUCUGGUGUUGUCACUGCCGAGGCCCAGUUUCCAUCCCUGGCCCAGGAACUUCCACAUGCUGUGGGUGUGGCCAAAAAGACCCUGCCAAAACAAAGCCCCCCAAAUUCCAAGAAAUGGCGUAUAAUAGAAUAAAUGGCUUUCUCCCAAACCCCUUGUACCACCACAGAGCUCCUCUAAUCUGAUGCUGGAAUGUCUCAGAACCACCUUUGAUUAGCUUGCUCUUAUUUUGCUUUUUUUGUUAAUUAAUUGCUCCCAGAUUAGCUGCAUAGGAACUUGGGUGUUGCUUUGAUGCCUACCGAGAUCUCUAUUCAGUUCUAGAAGCGAUUUUAUUUUGAAAGUCUUUACCUAUCAGUCUCAGCAGCUUCUGUCUGUUCAGGACAAACACACACCUCUCUGGGGCCUCUCACAGUGUUGGUGCUGCAGCUCCAUGCGGGGUAUGUAAUGGGCGAGGGGAGUCACAACUUGGGGUCCCCGUAGGCAGGUUUCCCGUCUUUCCAGACAUCUGCCUGCCUGUACAUGUAUUUUUAUUGACAUACACAGUUAGGGAAAUUAAAUAAAGCACAUUUUAAAAACUAUUUCAAGACCUAGAGAAAUACCUAAUUGUUUCUCUUUGUGUACAUCCAGAGUGAUGUUCCUGCAGCAAAAGACUAUUUCACAUUGGCUUCCUCCCCUCCCUUGAAAUUAAUCAAGUGCGGAUGCUGCGUUAACUUUCUCAGCUGGGAACCACCAGCCCACAGGACUCCAGGCUCAUGUGAUGUGCCGAGAGUUAAACACAGGGACCCCCGAGUAUGGAGGUGACAAGAAUAUUCAUAAAGUCAGGCUACGCGCGUCCCUGGAAGGGAAUACGGCAGCAGGCGGUGUUUCUCUGGUGCCCAUAAAACCAGAUCCACACGGCAGCUUGAUCUGUGGGUGAUGGGGAUUUUGCUGAUGAUUUUAAAAAUCAGGGCUAGUUUACUCUUAUUGUUUUUUGGGUAUUUUAGAAUAUACUUUUGCAUGUGGUUUUAAACUGUUGUGUCUCUAGCAGGAAUUAGAUUGAGUGCCAUCAUUUCUCUGGAGGUCACUUAGCCCCCACUUAACCAGCCCUCUCUGCUGUCACUUUGCGCAUUCAUGGUGACUUUUGGCAUGAGUUCAUUCUUACUUUUCCCGUGGGGCCUGGCGUGGGGUGGGGUCUCCUUGCAGCAAGGUAACGUGGGAAUGCAUAUGGCACAGGUGAGGUGUCCAUCAGUAACCUGAGGAAGUGGAAAGCCACCCACAGAUUCUCAAGGUAGCCUGUGAAAUCUUCUGUUUGUCUUUAAGAAGCUGAAUCAGGACAGAAGCCAAGAGUCACCGACAUCAUUGUCCUGCUUUUCAGUAGGUUCCGAGUUAGCAGCUUGUGUACCUGCAUCUAAAUGAGCGUUGUUAGCGUAUAAUAAGUCCCAUUCAUUCUCAUGCUUGAACUGAUGGCGGGUGACCCUACCAGAUAGAUUAAGUGCUCCUUGGCAGGCUCUGCUUCCCAGAGAGUCCACGUGGCUUUCCGUUGAAAUCGUCCUGAAAGGGGCACCCGCCUUUAGAGCAGCCCUGUAUCGGGAGCGUCGUCACGUGAGUGUCCUUUGGUGUGUUUUCAGAGUUGCAGGGUGACUCUGGGAGGGCAGAGAAGAAGCACUUGUUGGGUGUGAGGCCGUGGACCGAGUGCUUUUUGCGUGUCCUCACACGUCCUCUGCGUCCACAGGUAAAGUAGGGUUUGAAUUCUCAGACCCCAUUACAGGCGCGGGCAGCGGCAGCCGUGCGUGAGCGGCCUCGCGCCUCUUGCUAGAAAGCGGCAGAGCUGAGCUGCUGACCCUGCCCAGGGCAGCUCACUGCUCCUGGAAGCGCGCCAGGGCUCCUGCGGUUCCACCCCUGGCCCCAGGGCUGAGCUUGGUUUCCUGGCUUUUCUCCUCUGGUUCUAGGGUGGUAGGACUGCCCGGGAGCUGGCCCGCCCCUCGGUCAUUCGGGAACCUCGGUGGUCAGGAAUCGGAUCGGGACGUGUUGUGAGGCUUGGUCCCAUCCUGCCCUUGGACGUGUUGUGACCUGAGGCCUGGAAACCUCGCAGACUGGAGGCUGUGGGGGGGCUGCCCUUUCUGCCGGCAGUGGGGCGGUUUGCGCUCUGUCGUUGGCGCGGUGGCUUUCAGUGCCCUCCUUCCAGCCCGUCGCUGUCCUUUCCUCCUGAGAUACCAGUGCUUCAGGUGCCCAGAUUUCUGCACACCCGCUGGCCGCUAGAGCCAACUCACGCAGGUAGACACGCAGAGGUUGCCUGUUUCUUGUAUAGAACACCAGCCCGAAUAACUCCGGUUUUGCAGUUGGUCAGAGAAAAAGCUGGUGUGGCGUUUGCAGAUUUGUCCAGUGACCGGCGACAACUUCGCUUCUCAAGAACCAAAGAAUAGGGACUUUCCACUGUGGCCCAGUGGGUUAAGAACCUGACCUAGUGUCUGUGAAGAUGCAGGUUUGAUCCCUGGCCUUGCUUAGUGGGUUAAGGAUCUGGCCUUUCCAUGAGCUGUGGUGUAGGUUGCAGACGCGGCUUGGAUCUGGGGUUGCUGUAGCUGUGGUGUAGACCUUGACUGCAGCUCUGAUUCGACCCCUAGCCUGGGAACUUCCAUAUGCAGUGGGUGCAGCCCUUAAAAAACAAAAAGAAAAAAAACUAAGCAAAAACAAAAUAAAAACAAAACAAAAACCCCCAAAUCAAAAAAACUAAAGGUAGGCUUGACUGCUUUUAAAAUACAACGUGUAAUAUAUUCUGAACCAAUCCAAGGACCAGAAGACGAGGUGGUGGGAUUCUUGAGCAGUUCUGAUGACGUUAAGUAUUAGGUGGCUGCUUUAUUUGGACUGGAUUUUGAAUGUGCUCCAUUGUAUUAGGAAGUAUCACCGGCAUCUCCUUGCAAGUUUGGGAAUAUUUUCCCUGAGGAUGAUGCUGCAGGACACUGGGAUAUGAAUGUUGCUCACCUCAUUUGCCACAGUCUUGCCACGAGUACAAGGAGGCCAGCAACCCAUGUUUCAGCCCUUACCCGUGGGCGUGCAGCCCAGUGUGGGUGAUAACCUGCUUACGGCUCUGUUGUCUUCUGUGUGAGUUUGGUCCUAUAAGAAACGUGUAGAAUUUCAUGUCUGAUAGAUGAUACAUAAUUAAAAUAAAACAUGGAUGCAUGUGGCACUCUCCAUGAAAGCUGACCGUAGCUUUCCCAAAGGAGUCUUUUAAAUCGGAAAGCCCACCUGCCAAAUCCUACGUUCCCUGGGCUUUCUGUCUUUGACACAGGCUCCACCAGCAUUCUGCGUCACCAAGCACUAUUCUCGCAUUGUCAUUUAUCCCAAUGAGGUCCUAAUUAGUAAGGCUGGGAAGAGGGCAGAAAAGUGGGAGGAUGUUUGGACAGGGUCGAGAGUUCUGGGCAUGAGAAACCCGUCUUAGCAGGCCAGCUGUGUGUGCAGUUGAUCGUGUUUUAUGAAAGACGAACUAAAGAGAAGCCAAACAGGGCUGUUUGCAAGGAUCCCCGUGUGAGUACACGUCUCAGCCGGUGAUGGGCCAGGAGCAGCUGUUAUUUCAGCACAAAGCUGUUUUCAAAAUCAGAGCCACUCGCACUCCAAAAACCCUUACCGGUUAUGCCCGAGUCCCUUCGAUGUGCUCUGUGUAAAAACAUAGCGCCAGGAGAUGGGACGUGCCCUAUGAAUUAUCCCUUAUUUAUUAUCAUCCAGCCCUCCCUUUUCCAUCAUGCUUGAGAACUACGGGCUAGAGCAGUUCUUAAUACUCUAUUUAUUUUAGGGGAGGAAAAUGUUUUUCUUGAACCACCGCAUUCAUGCAGUACCAACUGCUGGCCGUUUCCCCAGCAUUUAAGGAAAUAUUGUUGCAAGGCUUUUAUGUUCUGCACUUCAAUCAGCCAGAGCCAGCAGUGUCCCAACAGAAGGACCCUCAGCAGACCGUUUUUAGCAUUUUGCUACAAUUAAACUCCUCUGGUUUUAGCCCUCAGGCAAUUUAGUACCUUUUUACAUAUGCACAUUAUGAACUUUUGACCAGGGUCUAACAGUCGUAUAUUAGAGCGCUGUUCUUGAAAGCAGGCUUAACAAGUUCCUCUGAGUAUUGCACUUGGAAGCCAGUUGUGGAAAAGGUAAUUGAAGCAACUUGCAGCGCGGCCAUUCAGAAGCUCAGCGAUGAUCCGAGCCAUCUCUCUCUGUCUCUCUCUCUCUUUCUCGCUGGCUCGCUCGCUCUCCUUUUUAUUUUUCCGCCCCCUCCUUGUUUCCUCUGGAAGCUCGUAGCAAGAGCUUUCAAAGUCCGUGAUUGAUCUUUUAUUCAGUAGCUAACGAGGGCUGUGAUUCUAUUAGUGCGCUACAAGGCAAGGGAACAGUGAUUUAAUGAAGUGUCUGGUGAGCCGGCCAUAGAUUUAUCCUGUUGUCGCUAAUUUGCAGGGCCGUGGCGAGCAGAAAGGAAACUGUGCUCGCACCGCUAUUAAGGAGGCAUUUCCUUGGUAAAUUGUUGUAAGGUCAGGUACAGUUAUCUCAGCCCCGGCAGUGCCUUCCCCCUCAGUGUCUGCAGAUGACAGCCUCCGUGCUGAGCGCGCGCUGGAGCGGAACCGGGAGAUCAGAGGUCCGUCUCCGAGUCGCCCUGAGCGGCGGCAGGAGCCGAUGAACUGCCAAGCAGGAGUAAUAGAGUCAUAAUUGGUGAUUAGAACUGGAAAGGUGCAAUAACAUCUUAAUACAAACUGGCGUAUGUUAUAGUUACUGUCAGUUGUUGUAAACUCUCCCCGCCGCCGCCUGGACCAGUUCCCUUCCCCUUGAUUAGCUCUGAGGAUGGAGGCAGCGGCUGCCAGGACGGCCAUGCCAAGAGCAUCCAAACCAUGACGGUGGCCCUAGGCCUCGCCCCGUCCUGGCUCUUUCUCUUGGGCACCAGCACUUGGCCCCCUUGGAAGCCGCCACGGUAACCUUUCCCCACGGGUCUGGGAGAACUGGCAUGUCACAGCUGGCCUCCAGUGUCCCUUCUCCCCAGGAGCAGGGACAUUUAUGCACCCUAGCUUGGAGGCUCUUUGGACUUGUAUUUGCCUUUGCAAAGGGGAGGUAUUUGCCUCGUGUCAGAUCCCUUUCCCACGGCAGUCCUGUGUUCACCGGAACAGAUUUGGUCUUGCUGUGCCAGGAGGAGCACAGGAAAGAAGAUAAAUACGCAACAUGAAAGGAAUUUGCAUUUGAGGUUGACAUUUUGCAGAACGCAGGGGGCUAUUUCAGGUGCAGUGCACCUGCUCGAGUGCCCUUGCAGGUAUGUGUAGGUGGUGGCCAUCCGUGGGAAAGGCUAAUUGAAGGAAUUCUUUUACGAGUCUUCAUGAAAUGCCAAGAUAGCUGAAAGGACAUCCCCUUAAAAAUCAAGGUGUCCAUUUGCAAAUUUCUGUGUGGCUGGAAAUUUUUGACACUCCAUUGUUAUUCUUUAAAUUCAUAGAAGAAGAAGCUCUCCAGCAUUGUCCAGAUGUGAUGAGUAGUAAGUAUUUGUGAUAAGUAUAGCUGGCUGGUCACUUGUUUGGUGUCAGGUGGGGUCAGACAGGGCCCAAUGAGAGGAGAUGAUGAGACAGUGUGUAUGGAUGCACUUCACAUCUGGCACAUAGCAGGUUCUCCACUCUUGUUUGCCUCCGUGGUUGUGGCAUCUAUUGGGCAAAGUCCUCCUGUCAGGUUUUCAGCCCCGUCUAUAAAACUUGGGCAGUUCUCAAGCUUACCUCACCCCAGUGCUGAUACGUGUUAGGGUUGUUGUUUGUGGUCAAGUGAAGAGUAUAAAUGGUGUUUUAUUAUAAUAGGGCUCUGUUUGCAAAUGAUCAUCUGGAUGAUGAAAAACAGCAAGUCAAACCUCCCAGUUUCUCAGUACAGACCUUUGGGCCUCAGGACAGUCGUGUUCAAUUUUGUAACGGUGGCGGGGCUGCCAUUUGAUUCGGUUUUUGGCCUGGUGAUCACAGCCUAGGACACACAGGCAGCGGCAUGUUGUAGAGGAUGCGAAGUUCGUGGGAGCACGUCCACACCAAUGGAGGCCUGGCUAGGGCUCUGGCUGAUCUGUCCUGGAGAGAUGUGGCCUGGGGAGGGCUCGCGUGCAAGGCUCAUUGCUCAGCAUGGCGGCUGCACUGGUAAGUGCAACAUUAAACACAAUUGAGAGGAAGGGAGGGAAGGAAGGAAGAGAGAAGGGUGGCGGGGAAGAGUAAGGGAGAGCGGGCGAGAGGAGUGGUCCAGAGAGAGGAGGCGCCUCCAGCUAGAGGGGGAGGAGGAAAGAGUUCACCGAGAGCAGAGCCCACGGUCCCUGCUGGAAUCUGUUGCGUGCUUACUGUGUGCCCACAUCUCGUGUAACUUAAUGACAAUCUCCAUUUCCUAGGUGAUAAAGCUGUAGGUUAGAAGCCAUAUCCGAGGCAGAGGCAGCAUUUGAACCCUGAUCUAUCUGCACUUCCUGCCUGUCUGUGGAUGCAGACGGGCAGUCCUCUCUCAGGCUGCUCCUGCCCUGUUCUUCCUGGGGCGGCCUCGUUUCUCUAACGGUCUGACAAUGGCAGGACCCCCCCACCCCUUACAUUUCUGUGCAGGCCUCCAUUCAGCUUUUGUGUUGGACACACAGACAACAGAUCCUCCAUUUGAGGUCAUGCUGGUGGACUAUAAAUAAGGAAAAUCAGGAGAAGGAGAAACAGAAUAAUACAAAUGCCCCUUUCUAAAGUGGAUGAGUGACCUGGGUUGGAAAUCAUGCUGAUUUUGACCUAUAAACUGCUCAGCCUACUGUGUGCUUUCCCUAAGUGGCCCUGAGGGAAGAUUCGUGAACGAACUCUCUGUUCUGUCCCAUGAGCCCACGCUCAGAGGUUGGGACAGUAUCCCUCCGUGAUGGACCUUUUUUCACUAACAGCUACAUGGACUCAUAACUGCCUAACCUAACAGGCUUUCCAGGAAUGGGUAAUAUUUUCCACUUAUACAACCUGUAUUGGUAAUAAACUCCCUGUAUGUUUAUGUUAAAAAAUUUUAUUGAAGUUGAUUUACAAUAUUUACAGAUGUGUAGCGAAGUAUAUAAGCAUUUAUAUACUUAUGUAUAUGUGUGUGUAUUUUCAGAUUAUUUUCCUUAAGUUAUUCCAAGAUAUUGAAUAUGGGUCACUGUGUCAUACAGUGCGUCCUUGUUGCUUACAUGUUUUUUGUUUAGAAGUUUGUAUCUUUUAUUUUUUUUUAUUUUUAUUUUUUUUUUGGUCUUUUGUCUUUUUUUUUGUUGUUGUUGUUGCUAUUUCUUGGGCCGCUCCCGCGGCAUAUGGAGGUUCCCAGGCUAGGGGUCCAAUCGGAGCUGUAGCUGCCAGCCUACGCCAGAGCCACAGCAACGCGGGAUCCGAGCCGCGUCUGCAACCUACACCACAGCUCACGGCAACGCCGGAUCGUUAACCCACUGAGCAAGGGCAGGGACCGAACCCGCAACCUCAUGGUUCCUAGUCGGAUUCGUUAACCACUGCGCCACGACGGGAACUCCUAGAAGUUUGUAUCUUUUAAUCACAUACUCUUCGUUUAUCCUUCUCCCCAUAAGCUCCCCAUUUAAAUAUUCCUUGCUAAAUAUUACCCAUUGUUAGCAGACACAGGUAGUGUCAUGACUUCGUUUUUUAAAGUAUUGGAUGUUUCAUGGAUUUAUUUUUCCUUUUUGAACAACUGCAGUGACAAUGUCAGGUCCUCAACCUGCCAUGCCACAGGGGAACUCCAGAGUUAACCAUUUUAAAGUAUGCACCUCAGUGACAUUUUAUUCACAGUAUUGUACAGUUCUAAAGCGGCAUCACUUCAUUCGGGAACCCCACAUGCAUGAGCAGUCAUUCGCUACCCCCCAGCUGCAGCUGCUGUCACCACAAACCUGCACUCUGUCUCUAUAGUUUCGCCUCUUCUGGAUAUUUCACAUAAAUGGACCCCUGUGCCAGGCGACCAUUUGUGUCUGAUGUGACAGCGUCUUUUAUUUGAAACAUACAUGGUGCCCAUCUGAAUGCAUCUCGGUUCUGGCAGUGUCAUCGCAGCAGCUCAGGUCGCUGCUGUGGCGCGGGUUCGGUUCCUGACCUGGGAAUUUCCACAUGCCAUGUGCACAGCCAAAAGAAAUAAAGAAUUAAAAUGGUGAGCUUGAGGACAUGUGAAUUUCACCUGAAAGAGCAAAGACACCUUGGCACGUGGUGCCUGUUAAGCCGUUCUUUCUUCUUCCACGCAUGCUGAGCCAUCUCAGGCUUAGUGCACGGGAGGACUUGAUUGGGCCGUGCGAUGCCCAGGUAAACAGAUCUCAGGAACCCACCCCCGCCCCGGGCCGGAGACACGCACUUCCCUGGUCAUUUCUCCACCACGCUAUUGAUCAGUUGUGUGUUCGCCUGUGUUAUUAAUAAUGUAUACCUUGAAAAAUCUAUAUGCAUUAUCGUCUUUGAUCUUGUCAUGAAUUUCAAAGCCAAGGAUUCCAUUUUCUGUUUUCUUUUUCUUUUUUUAAAACAAAAUUCGAAGAGGGAGAAUGCAAAUAGUUUGAAAACUUCUUUCUCCCCUUUCUAGUGGAGAAUUUCUUGCUGAUCUGCAUUGCCACUAGUGUGGGGUGUGUGUGUGCUUGUGUGUGAUACACACACACAUCCAGGUAUGUACACACACACACACACACGCACGCACGCAUAUUUUAAGGAGAGAAAUAGAAAACAGACAUUUGGUUCAAACUUACCCUGUUCUAGACGUGGGGAAUAUUUUAAUACGAGACAACAUAUCUUGUAGAUUAAAACAGAAAUUAAAGAUUUUAGACUAAGGCACCAUCAAAGCCUCUCUUUUCAUUGUUCUUUUAUUGUUUAUUGACUUCAGAAAGACUUUUGAGUUUAAACUGACUUUAAUGUCUCUUGAAUACUCUUUUGUAAAAUGACUUUGAAAACUCGGGGAUAAUGUCUUCAUUAAGUGGAGAAAAAUCUUGGGGAAAAAUAUCACUGUAAGUUGGUUUUCAUUAGAGUAGAAAGAGAUAAAGCUUUGCUUAAUUAAUGUCUGUUUUCCCUCUGUUCAGAAUUGUAAGGGAAAAAGGGGGCUGGAAUUAGUACUGAUAAAAGCUCGAAAUAGGCGUAGCAUAGAAACUUUUUUCCUCCUUUUCUUCGAAUUUAGAAGACCAUACCUCAUACAGCUCUGGAAACAGUAUUGGAAUAUUUUGGGCCCCCGGACUUUCUGUCUAUAAAAUGACUCAAAUACAGUGACACCAGGCUCCCUGACUCUUGCUGUCUUUGGCUUCAUUUUCUUUUUUUCUUUGUUUCCAACACUGCUUUAGAAAUCGAACAUCAAACAUUUGUGGGAGAGGCAUCUACUGAUAUCUUUUUAAUCUCCUUAAAAAAAAAAAAAUCCAUCCUCUCCCCGCUCCUUUCUCAGACACACUCGUCGGAACCCCGCUCCUUCAGAAGAUCUGGCUGAUCCUCCCAGCGGUCGUAUCCUUCUGACGGUACGUUGUUCAUAGCAGAAGGGAGAAUUGCAGGAUCGAGCACCACCCAGCCAAGCUCAAACCCCUCAUCUCUUGUUGGGACCCGGCCUCACCCGCGCUCCUCCCAGGCGAUGCACCUGCUCCUCCAUGGGGGAGGUGCCUGUCCCUCCCUCCUCGGAUUCCUCAGUGACGCUGCAGCCUCAUGGGGAGAGGAGACAGCGUGGUCAAGUGGGACGAGCACAGGGCUUGGCAUCAGACGGACCUGGCACACAUCCUGUGUCUGCACUGACCUAGGGCAGGCUCAGCCAGUGACAGUGAGACUCUCUGAGUCUCAGUGUCCUCAUCUGUGAAAUGGGGAUAACAGCACUUAUGUCAGAGUUUUGGAUGGGUCAGGUGGGGUGGGGUGCUGUUACUGUCCACAUUCUGAUUUUAGCACCCCCCUCCCCCCGUACUGCCACUUCAUGCUGCGUAACAACAGCUCCGUUCUGGCUCUUUCUUUUGAAGUAGCUGACACUUGAAAAGGCUUCUCUCUUUACCUUUUCUUUCCCAGAAAAGCAUAUUCAAGGGGACGGCUUUCAGUGCCAUGAUGUCUUACCCCUAACACUUCUGAGCGACUGCGCUGUCUCUGUCAUGUCCCUCGAUGGAUGGACAGGGGGAUUUUGCUUUAACUCUUGGGCAGUCCUGCCGGCCUGACACCUUUCAGGUGCUCACGUGCCGUGGGGUCAGCGGUUCCAGAGGGAGAGGUACAUACAUCCUGCGCGUUUUGAGUACCACAGAGCGCCCAGGUGUGUUAUGUAAACCCUCGGGGAUGUUUGUAUCCUCCACCGAGGAGGGUAAUUGAGCCUCCAAACCACCCACCAAGAUUUCUGCCUGUAAAAUAUUUAAGGGCUGGCACUGUAAAGCCAUUUGCAGUUUGUUUUCCAUCUAGGAGCAAGAGAACAGGGCAAGUAGCGCUGGGAGUACAUUCGAAAGCACCAGACUCUAAAGCUACAAAAGGCAUCACCUCACAAUAGCACUUGGCGAAGCGCUGAAGGCAAACAAAAAGUACACAGAAGAGGGACCAGGGCUCUGAAAUUGAGGUGACAGCGCUCCACAGUGCGCGUGAUGCUGGUGUUUAUAAAUCGCCCGUUCCGUGUGAAGCUGGGCGUUCCCUGGCAGUGUACCACGGAGCAUGCACAAGGGCUUUUGCAUAAAAAGGGUCUCACUAAGAGACGUGAAACACCGAACCUUCCAAGCCUAGCAGGUUGCCGAGGUGUCCCUGUCUCCCUCACACGGUGGGGAGGGUCUGUGGAGGCUGCUUCCGUGUGGACAUCCAGGCCGGACGUGCGGGCUUGUGUCUUUCCUCUCCUGGUUUGCAGACGUGUCGCCAGGCAUGCUUCUCCUGCUCCCCAAAGAGCCCCAGAAGCCAGGGCAAGGCAAUGCUGGGUGACACCAAGCGAUGCUCCCAAACAGAGCAGUACGUGUAAGCCGGGCUCGGAGCCAACAAGACGUGGCCGCGAUUCCCUGACAGACGUCUCGGUGUUAGAUUGCUGUAAAGGUGACGCCAGCUGCUGUAAGAGCAGUCAGCCCACACGGGCCCAGUGGUUCAAACAUGGUCCUGUGUUUUUCUCACUUAUGUGAGGCCCAAAGUGGUUCUUUGGGUUAGCAUGUAGCUCUUUUCCCAGUGACUUCUCAGGGAUCCCAGCUCUUUCCAUCCCGUGGUCCAGCCAUCUCCCAGCCUGGCUUCCAAGGCCAGCUUGGUUGUCCGCAUUGAGCUGGUGGACGAGGUGAGAACAUGGGGUGUCGUGUGUGGCGGUCUAGGGGUGGCGUCUGUCUGUGGCAGGCGAGAGGCCAGGACAUGCAGCCCAGCUGCGUGCCUGUGACGAAGGGGAAGCAGGUGGGGGAACCAGUAUGCAGCCUUUGCCCCGGCUGAGGUACUGUCGUCUAUCGCUUUUGAGUCCCUCUGGACUCCUUACCUGCCCCAUUCUUGAUGCUUGACUCUGGAGCGAGCUGGAGAUGAGUAAGCCAGCCUCCCUGUCCGCUCUGAUCUCAGCCUCUGGCGGCGACAGGACACUGUUCUUAUGUCUGCGGAGUCAGGGACUGUGGUCUCCCUUCCACUGCAGGGACUGGAAGGAUGAGUGUCAGCUGAGGGUGGCCACGUGACGGUCCUGGCCAGCAGCCACAGCAGAGAUGUGUCGCAGGCCUUCUUGGGGACCUCCUUGCUGGCCGGCUGUGGUUGAGCACCGGAGCUGGUGAAAUAUGUGUGGCCCUUGGGCCAAAUCUGCCUGUUUUUACGUGCGCUCUGAACCAAGAGUCCUUUUUACAUUUUUAAAUGGCUGGGAAAAUGUUAAAAGGAAAACAGCGCUUCGUGAUACAAGAAAACCAGAUGAAAUUUAAAUCUGAUUUUCCUUGAAGUUUUCUUGAAAGCCGGCCUGGCUCAUCCAUGGACGUGUUGUCUAUGCUGCAGCAGCAUCGUGGCAGAGUUGAGUCUUUGCAGCAGAUGAGCUGGGUCUUGGGAAGCUGACAUAGGUACUGACUGCCCUUUGCACACACAUUUGCCGACGUGCGGAGGUCCUUGCCCUUCAGGGACCAAGGUCGGAAUGUGUCCUUGUCUCGAGGGCUGACACGGCUCUCAUGGUUACUUUCGGGAAUUCUUUCUCUUCAACAUGUCUCCACGCCUGCCUUCCCUGACUCUUCCCUCCAGGUCUUUGCCAGCUACACAGGAAGGUGUUUGUUAGGGACCGACGGUUGCGACCAACCAAGAGAGUCACCUCCAAGUUUACUGAGCUGCCGUGGGGCCUAGCAGGCCGAGUCCUUGUCGCCUGCACACUGCCGCUGCCCUGCUCCGUAGUUAUGGCGUAAUUUAGGGACGAUGAGGGGAAAGUGGGCUCUCUCUUUCUGUUAAUUCCUUGGAGGAAGUUCUGUUCAGAACGAAUAGUCUCGAAAUGUGUAAUAAAGUUACCUAUCAAGACCACUUCUACAGAGAGAUUUAAAUGUGAUAAUAAGAAUAAAAGAAAAUGAAGUGACAUUGAGGGCGUCUUCUUUUAUAACAGCUCUUGGUCUUGGCUGUUAAACACACUGUAAAAUGACUUUUAUACAUUUAUGGAUUGAAAUGGUUCUGCUGAAAUUUUAAGUGUUAACAUUGUUCAAACUUCCAUUACCAACCCCUCUCACAUUUGCAGAGCGGUUUCCUGCUUGACUUUUCGAUCACACCAACCUGGGGCAUUUUGCACGGACGUUUUCCUUUCCUGUGGUGAAAGGUUCUGCUUGUUGAGAUUUCAGUACCUUCCCAUGGAGAGCCAGUUGUUUAUGGUUGCACAUCGAUAAACUGAUUGUCACAGAAAGUACUUUGCCAAGGAGGAGAAACCCUCAAUGUUUGAUUUGCCAGAUUGGUGCAGGUGGAAAAUGAAGUUACGCUUUGUUUCUGUUUUUUCAACCUCGUUUUUUUCUUUGCAGCUUUUGUUGUUUGCUUUUCCUUAAAGCUACUACGCUUCAGGCUCUGGCCAUCACCUCCAAACAAGCCUGUCACCCCACCAGCCCCAGGCAACCUCAGAUGUACUUUCUGUUUGUACCCAUUGGCCUCUCCAAUGAAUGGCAUCAAACAUGCGCUCCUUUGUGACUGGCUUCUUUCCCUGAGCCUCGUGGUUUCAAGGGACCCCAGCUCAUGUUUCAGCUCCUUGCUUGUUAUUUCUUUCUUGUAAAUGGAAGCUUUCAAAGGAAGAGUAAAUGUGUAUACAGACCUAUCUAACCUAUCCGAGGACCCUGGUUCCACUGGGUUCAUCUUUGUGGUCAGCACCACAGCUGGCAGUGCCUGGCACAUCACAGGUGUUUUGCAGUACUUGCCAGGUACACAUACACGAAUGCUUGACUGAUAGGCCGGUGCUGGGCCCUCGGCCCUAAAACCUCCUUCAGCUCCACUGUAGGCACGUCCAAAGGAAGGGUCAGCCUGGGAUGGGCCUGGCCCGGGAUCGUGCUGCAGAAAUGCUGCACACGGUGUGAACACCCACUGUCUCAGGCGUAGAAAGUGCCCCUUCCUCUCACCGCUGCUCUUAGUUUUCAUCUUCUCCACACGGCGCAUCAGGAGCCGAGACCUCCCGGUGCUUCUCCUGGCUCUCCGGUUACCCAGCUGUCUCAGCACCUUCUUAAAGCAUUACCUUUGGUGAGAGGCAGGCGGAUACAUUUGGAUUUGUAAAUACGUUUGCUUAUUUCUUUUCCUGAAGAAGCGUAAGGCGCUGCUGUGUUAGAACGUCGUCCUUGCUGUGGUUUAGGUCUGCGUUUACAAGACUGACUUGGGUCGAAGAUAUAACUUGAGCUCUGAUGUUCAUUUUGAUGGACCCAAAGUACUGACCCUACUUUUCAGAAACGAGCACUUUUUAAGUAAAAAAGUCCGAGAAAGAGGGAGUGAAGAAUAUUUCUCGUAUUCCUUUAUUAUUCAGAUGGGCGGAGUUCAGAAUCAGAACUACCCAGGUCCUGUCUGUCCUUCACUCUUCCCAGAGCUUCCCCCGACGUGAUGGUGGUUGUCCCGUUUGCCAGGAGUGGCCCAUGGAAACCUGUCCCGUGUUUUGGUCCUUACCAGUCCAGGCAAAUCUUGGCCGUGAGUGUACUUACUGGAUAGAAUUGGAGCCUCCGCUUUCAUUUCCCUUUCAAGACCUGUCCCUCAUUAUCACCGAGGAUGGAAAGUCGGCUUAAGUUAGAGCUCGCUAAUUGCUUCCUUCCUUGAAGACCUAAAUGAGUUUUAAAGUGAAGCGCAUAUCUCCCGGCGCUAAGUAGCCAACACGCAGAGGCGAUGGAGACAGGGAAGACUGACUUAGGAAAGGUUCUUUCUUCUUUUUUUUCCCUCCUUCUCCUCCCUCCCUCCCUCUCUUCUUUCCUUCUCUGUCUUGUCUUUUGUUUCCUCCUCUCUGUCUUCCUCCCUUUGUCUUUUUCCUCCUUUCAUUUAAUCUUUAGAAAUACAAUGGGGUCACGCCCUGGGCUUUGGCUCAUAAUUAAAUCAAUUAUUUGUACAUUUAACACCGUCUUGAAUUACUAGGUGAUGGUCUUAGGCCCUCUGAAGUCUAAGAGCCCUUGAAAGCAAUAUCCCAGCAUAGAUAUUCCGUAGCACGUCUUACAAUCUAAAUAUUGCUUUUAGUGUAAUCGAAGCAGCAAGGGUAGUCACAGCAGUUGAUGGACUAUUUUUCAAAUUGAUUUCAAAAAUGUAUUUAAGGGGAUGAUCUUCUAGUCUAGAUUACCUAUUGAUUUUUAAUAUGAAAAGCUCAUUAUGUAAGCAGUAACUGCAUAUAAAAACCUAGCAAACCUUUGCAUAAAUCCUUUAAUUGAAUUUCCAGAGCCUGUGGUUCUACUUUUUUUUUAAUUAAAUCUAUUUCUUUUUUUAAGUGUUACUGUGUAAUUUGCAUGCUGUGAAGAGGCCCUGUCCCAGAUAAAGUGCCAUUGAUCCUUAUUAAACCUCACCUCUGGGCUUGCUUAAAACUAACUGGAAAAAUUAAAGUGUUCAUGCCGCAAUGCACUUAUAGCUUGUGUGAUAGGAUUAUGGAAAAAAUAAUAAAACUAAUUUCCAGGAGAGAAUUUAUAAUGUGAGAUUUUAUUUUUUUCAAUUUGAUAAUUAAUAGUGAAAUCAUAUCGUAUAUAUAAAUCAUAGUGCAGCCUAUAAACUGAAAUGGCAAUUAGGAAAGAUAAUAUAUACUUGAUGUAAAACCAUCAUGUUACGUGCGGAUAAUCUUUUGGCACUUUAAUUUUUUAAUUGUAGUAGGAAUAGAUUAUGAAUUCAAGUCGAACACAUUAAAUGGUGGGUUUCCUUUGAAAAAUCCGGUUCUUUUACUGUGCACUACAUUCGUAGAUUUUUAAUUUUAAUGUGAGGAAGUAUAAAAGAUACAGAGAAAGAUAUUCUGGUUAUGUUCAUGCUCCAAUGUAUCUAUUAGAAUUACCAGGGGAAGCAAAAAUAUAAAAGCUGCAAUAGGUUUUUCUAUUUUUUAAUACCCAACAUUUGUUAUUUUAAAAGCAAUAAAAUCCCCUAAAGAAAUAUUCAUAAUCAAUAAGAACACAAAAUAUGGAAUAUAUUAACUGAGUUAUAAAAAUGUUUGUAGUAUAGCACAAAAUGAAAAACACAGCAAGUUAUGUAGGGUUUAAAGUGUAAUCAAUUUUGAGGUUGUAUACAAGGAUAUAAAUGAUAAACACAAGUAGUAGCAUUUUUAGUAAAGGCUGUUGCAAAAUACUAUAUUUAUGGCCUAUUCCAUUCUUUUUAUAGCUCAUUAAUGUAGAAAACAAACAUAGUGUAUCCAUCUUCUCAGACAGCUUAAAAUUCCCUUAAAUGAUAUUUUUAAAUGGGAACACGGAGCUCCUUUGAUCUGCUGCUUCUUUCAAGAAGCAUGAGUUAGUUGGAGCAGGCAGGUACACCAGGGGCCUUUUGCAGACUCUGGAAAGAGAGAGAGUUGAUGGUGGUGAAUUGCCCUCCCUCCAUGAACAGGGGGCCAAGUCUAACCCUUUUACACAGGGUUCAGCAGCAUCCCCCUCCUCUUACAGGGCUCCAUGCCUCCCCAGCCAACCCCCCUCCCCCACACCUCAAGAAGAACCUUCACACCUUGGGAAGCUGCAUUAAUUCUUCCGGACCACAAGGGGGCUGUUGAGUUACUGGUUCACUGCCCUGGCUGGCAGGAGAGUUUUAAUGCUGGUUCCAGAGGUGCUUAAUUUCCGGUGGCACCUAUGAAUAUGCAUGCAGUGUGUGCUCAGCAGUCUAGCAGUUCAAACUAGACAGCUGCUUCUGGUCCUGAGUUGGGUUUGUUGGUUUUUUCUCUUUUUCCUUUUCUCUCUCUCUCUCUCUCCUUCCUUGGACCAGCCCUUUCUGUCAUGGAAUUUCAUUAACUUGUUUCCAGUAUUUCAUUUAGUUUUGAUGUUUCCAUCAUGGCCUCUUUUGUGCCUUUCAUUUUGGGGUUCUAUAGAAGUCCCUGGACUCUUAGGAUCUAUGGGGCAGAGUUCCAUGGCUCUAGGAGUCACAACCUGGGAUAUUCAGCCUUCCUUAAAACAUAAGUAGAAUUUAGCCAUGCUCUAAUGGAAGAGUGUUUGGAAAAGAAAGGAAAUACUCUCUUGGUCAGAAGGGCAAAGCUUUGGAACUGUUUCCUUUCUCUCUGUCUGGGUCAGCAAACAGUCCAGCCCUGUAGAACUCCCCCACCCAUUCACCUACCCAUCAAUUCGGCCACCCAGUGUGUACCAAGUACCUACUGUGUGUUAGGCAGCACUUCAGACAUUAAGGACGUGAAUCUGCAAUUGCAUCCAUCAUUGCCUUCAAGAAUCUCCUUAUCUAGUUGGAAAGCCAAAGACAUUUGCAAGUGACAUUAACAAGUAGAAGCAAACCCCUAACUCAGCCUUGGGUUAGAGACCUAACUGCCUUGGGUUAACUCAACCAGGGUUUGUAACAUUCAUUAAAAUGUUGAAAUUUUCUUUUUUUACACAUGACUGUAGUUUACUUGGACUGUGUUAUUGACAAAACUAGUGCUAUUGGUGGUAAAUACUAUGGAACUGACUACUAUGAAGAAUAUGGUUUUAGAUUGAGGUCUCUUUGGGUCAUUAUCAUAUAAAAGAAGAUAUACUUCGUGGUGAAAAUGGUGCUAAGAUGCAUCACAGUCUCUGGGAUAAAUCGGCAUUGGUCUGGUUGUUCCCAAGGAAUCCGAUGGCCUUGACAUAGGGAGAGUUGGCACAGAAGCCCAUCUGUAGAAUGUGGGCAGUCCUUUGCAAGUUGAGGCCAGGGACCAGAUCACCAAAUACAGCAGUAUAAGGAUCUGGCCUGGGAGCUUGGACAGGGGUCAGAGGCAGGAUUUAGAAUUCCUUGAGCCAAGACUCAAGACCCAAGAUUCCAGAGCCAAGCAAAGCUAGGAAAAACCCAGCCAGCACAAAUGAGAGGCCUCCAGGACUGCUGACGCAGUAGGACCCCCAGUCACUACCCCUUCCUGAGGACAGUACAGCCAGUGAUUAAGAAAACAGAGCAUCUAAGAGGCAAGACCUUAAAGGCUAAAGGUGAUGGAUCUCUUGGCUUCAGAGCCCAGAAGCAAGCUUGCUUGAGUUCAUCAAAGUAGCCUUACCUUCUCUGAGGCACAUUGAUGGAUUGCAGAACUGCGCUUCAGCUUGUAGCCUCCAGCCUACACCAGAGCCACAGCAACACCAGGUCUGAGCCACAUCUGCAACUUACACCACACCUCACGGCAACCAGUGAGCAGAGGCCAGGGAUUGAACCCACGUCCUCAUGGAUGCUAGUUGAGUUCGUUAACUACGAGCCACAACGGGAACUCCAAGGUCCACACUCUAAACUGCUACAAGCUAUUGGCUCUCAGUUAAGAAAUUUCGCUCUUGACCCAGCCUUACUGAAACGCAUUGAUGCAGGUGCCCACUCCAGACCUCAGGAUGAGCAAGGCUUGCUGAAGUAAGACUGGCUGUUUCUUCAAGCAUCUCCAAGCAGGGCAUAUGAUGCUGUUGGGAUGGAAUCGUGGAUCAGAUGGCUCCAUAUCUUUUUGCAUCAUAAUUCCAUAAUCCGCACUAUUGAAACGGAAGUUGAAGGAGAUCACUUGUUUUUCUCAAUGUCAAAUAGCUCCACAUUAAAAAAAAAAAAAAACAACUAAUAUUUAUUGAAAAAUUUUUGGGGGCCUGCACCCCAGCAUGUGGAAGUUCCCGGGCCAGGGAUCCAAGCCAAGCCACUGCAGUGACAACACUGGAUCCUUAACCCGCUGCCCUGCAAGAGAAGUCCAAUUGAAUUCUCAUGGGCCUUGUGCUAAGUGCUUUUCACGUGAUUUCUAAUCUUCCAACCACUCUUGGUGUCCUCCCUAGUGUUAUCCACCAUCUUUAUAACGUGAAGAAACUGAGGCUCAGAGAUGUUAAGUCAUUGGUGGAGAGUCACACAGCUGGUCAGGGCAGAGGACUUACCAGCACCAUGACUGUUGGCCAGCCUUGCAUUGUAAGAGAGUCCAUGUUUGACUAAGAACGUGUGUUUCAUUUUUCUCAGAAGGACACUGUCUUAUCUGCCCGUUUUGCAGUGCCUAGGGCAUACGUGAGACAUGGCACAACCCAUUCAAAGAAGGAAGGAACAGUUGUUCAUAGGCGUUCCUGGAAGCGCAUCUGGCUUAGUGAGGGCUGUGCCGGCGGCCCGCUUGAGGAGGGAGUACGACAUUGGGUGCGGAGUUUGGGAAGGAGCCCAAGGUCUUGAGGGGCCCUGAAGCGUACUCUUCAUUUGCUUCAAGGUUGUGUCAAGGCUAAAUUUUCGCAGACCCAAACUGGUGGGGCCUCUCAUCAGUGUCAGUGGUCGUGUCUGAGGCUUUUCAUUCCAUUCUCUUUCUCUUUCUUUUUUUUUCCUCCAUGCACUCCAGUGUGGAAGCUCCUUCUACCGUUUGUUCUGGCAUUGAUGUCAUUUGAAAAGCACUCUGUUUUAUGCACGUUGCCCUCAGUAAGCCUGACCAGCCCCCGGGAAACGUGUCUCUGCUUUCAGGCACGUCCCCCAUCUCCAGACACACCUGUGACACGGGAGACUUUGAACGCGCUUUCUUUUCUGCCCACAUCUGGGUAAAUUUUUUUUUUUUUUGCAGUAGUUUCUUAAUGGUCUUUAGCAAAGGAAGUAAGUGACACUGAUCAGUGAAGGUGGACAGUAAGAUUUAUAAUGUAUUUGUGCUAGCUGAUUGCCAACAGUACUGGCCUCUCCCAGCGGUGCUGUACGCAGACUCAGAAAAUCAAUAGGGAUUAACCUCUGACCCCCUUCACAUACUUAUACUCUGGGCUGCAUCGCUUACCAAUAUUUCAUCGGCUUCUCUUAGCUGCUGUUACUUACUCAGUAAUGUGUGGCCGAUCUUGCAAGAUACUAAUUAAUUUUUUAAAAUGCAGCAUCACUUGAAGCUGUGAUAAAAUAUCACACCUUUGGAAAUCAAGACCCCUUUUGGCUUUUUAUUAAACUCACAUUAAUUAGCCUUAAUUUAAAAAAAUGGGAAAGGACAGCGCUAAAACUCGAGGGUUUGCUUGGCUCACAGCCCUCCCUCCGCUUUGUGGCUGACAGUGGUGGGUGGGUGGGGUGGGGGGGAAGCCUCUGUGGCUCUAACAGAACAGGUGUCCCCUGGUGUCUGAGUUGGAACCUGGACUUCCUUUCAGGAAAAUUGCUAAUCUUUUAGAUGCACUUUUGCCUUUUUUUUUUUUUUUUCUUUUUUGUUGAAGGGACAUUUCUAGCUAUAUGGAUAAAUAUAGUACCUUGCAAUGAAAUGAACCCCAAGGCAUCAUUCUUGAAGAAAUCAAAAUUAACUUGAAUCCACAAUCUAUUUGCAAAAGUAUGCAAACAUUUGUAUAAACACGUGUUCGUAUAAACUGCUGUUAAUUAUUAUUACUGUAUGAGUUGGGAAAAGAGCCCAAUUUGCAGUAUUGCACAUUUUUUUAAACCUUUCCCUUUAAGCUUGGCAUAUAUUACACUGUUCUACAUUUGUCUUAAAAAUUGAAAUGGUUGUAGAUUUCUUUCAUCCAAGACCCUUUUGUUUGCAGAUUUUUUUUUUUUUUUUUUUGCAAGUAUGCCUAUUCCCCAGAGUUUACUUACAGUUUCCUAUUGAUCCAGCAGCUGGUAUUUGAAUUGGUCGAUGUACUCUCCAACUUGUUUAAGAUACCCUACCUGAGCUAUUAGUUUAAAUAAUGUAUUCAUAAAUUGAUUAAUCAUUACAGUAAGACUUAUUAGCUGCAUUUAUAUCUGCAUGUUAUCCACAAUUGACUUGUACUCUAAUAAUCGCGCAUGCUUAAGCAGAAGUUGGGCUUUACAUGAGAAUUUAGUAAUUACCGAGGUGGAAAGCAUGAGCGUUGGAGUGUCGCAGUCGAGCGGAUGCAGGGCUUUAAAGUGGGGCUCACCGAGCAGAUUGCUGCUUUUACAUUUCCUAGGUAAAACAGACAGCUCUUCCUCCCAGAAUGAAAUCGAGGAUGUGGGCCAAGUGCUCUCGGCCUCGGAGAAGUGAUGGAGUUUGCCAGAGCUCUCCAGGCACCAUGGUUCUGGAAGAUGGGUAGGGGCGGAGGAAGGAGACUAGGGAGGGAUGGUUCCUCUGUGUCCAUUUCCUUAAAAGCUGCAUCCGUGGGGCCAGUGGGCUGGUGUCCUUUCCACCGGGUCUUCAGGGUGUACACACACCACAAAGCUCACAUACCAGGGAGGGCACGCUCCCUCUUACCGCCAGUGACCCUGGCAGACCCAGGACAGACGUGUAAAGCAGCAGCCGUGUCAUGCUGCCUGGGUAGCAAGCCUGCCCCACGAAGCAUCCCUGGACAUGCGGCCCUUCCUCGAGGGCUCCCAAGCGGAAAGGAAACGCUUCAGCUGCACACAAGGCUUAGGGCUACAUGUGCUUUUUUUUUCUUUUGUUAACUAUUUUUAAGAGCAGUUUUAGAUUCACAGCAAAACCGACCAGAAAGUACAGUUCCUGUGUCUCCUCAUCCCCACACACGCCCCACAUCCCCUGGCUUCAUAUCUGUAACCAAGCUGCUGCGUUGCAGUUAAAACAGUGCUUUAGUGGUGGCGCUGAAAUGCUGGUUUGGCACCGGCCAGCCUAGUCCCGAUUUUGAACUCCUGGGGAAGCGCCUUUUUGAGUUUCUUCCCAGGGUUGGGGAGCCCUCAGCAUCUUGCCCCUUCCUUACCCCCACUUGGUUGGAGGGUCAUUUUGCCCCCACCGCAUGAUUUCUCUACUUGAACCCCUGCUCUGCAAACAUUAUUCGAAACCCUGCUGCAUUCGCCUUCUCUGUGUCCUUGGGUAAUGCUGAGGCGGGGGCGGGCGCACCUGUGUCCAGCUGCCUUGAAAGCACGCCGCCCGAACUGGGAAGGGCACGUGGCCACCAGUGACCAGUGCUGCUACCCGUUUGGGGCGGCACCUUCUCAGGAGUGGGGGUACCGGCUCCAGAGGACAGAGCAGCCUGGCUGGCUGUGUCGCUUCUCCAAGUUGCCUCUCCCAGCGUGGGCUCCAGCCGUUACCAUUUCCGAGAGCAAACCUUGCCUCCACCGCUCCUCGCCGCUCUGACUUUGCCAACCUUAACUCACAACGUACCCGCGGAUCACUUUUCUGCAGAGGCCUAACGGGCUGGCCAGGAAGCCUCAGCAGAUAAAUUAUUUACAGUGUUUAAUUAUCAUCAUAUAGAUUUAUUAAACUUCUUGGUUACCUAGGAACCCAUGUAGCUGCUUCCCAGAGUUUGCUAAACUUUGAAUAAUAGAUGUCUUGUUCGAAGACAAAAUCCCUUUGUCCCUGCAGCUCCCGUCUCCACGAUGCCUGUGUGUGUGUGUGUGUCAUGGGCGGACUUGUUUGUGUGCCGGUAAACGGUUAACAACCGGCUCUUGGGGCGGACGACAAACUCCAGUUUGUAGUGUUUGCUGAUGAGUGCAGUGUAAAUACACACACCAUGGCCAGCAGGAAGGUAGGAAACGGAGUCAGGAUGGAAUGUACAGUCUUCUACUGUUUACGUAUGUUAAGUCUGAGUGUGUGUGAUUAUUUAUAUUAUAUAUGCAAAUACAUGUAUAUGUAAUAUUUCUACCCUGCAUAGUAUAAAUAUAGACAUAUAAAUAGUCUCAAGAGCACAGAUAAUAUACAAUUAUCAUACUAAAAAUCACGUGAAAAUUGUGUAAAUUUUAGUAAAUCUAAUAAAAUUUAGCAAAAAAUGAGAUGUGCACUCCCAUUUCACUGAGUAUAUAUGAAAAAUAUAUAUACUAUUAUGUAUUUAUAUCAUAUAUAUAAGUAUAUAUAUAAUAUUUCCACUAUCCAGACACAGCAUAAAUACAGACGUAUAAAUGACCUCAGAGCAUAGUUCAUUUAAUUUUAAACAUACUAAAAUUAUUCACAAGUACUGGAUUUUGAGUUUCUCUUACCUUUGAUUUUGCUAUAGCUUAUUUUUUAAAUCAAAGCAUAGUCGAUUUACGACGUGUUAAUUUCUGCUGUACAGUGAAAAGUGCAUGUAUUCUUUUUCAUACUCGUUCCCGUCGUGGUUUCUCACAGGGUGCUGAGCGAAGCUCCCUGCGCCGCACAGCAGGGCCUUGUCGUUUAUCCACCUGAUACAUAGUAGUUGGCACCUGCGAGCCCCAAAGUCCGACUUCAUCCUUCCCCCACCUUCCCUUCCCCUUGGCAGCCGCAAGUCCCUUCUCUUCUGUGGCUUAUUUAAUGGUGAGUUUAUUUAAUUGAAUGUUUAAUAAUGAGUGUGUUCAUCAACCGGCUCAUAAAAUCCCUGGAAGCGUAGCUCUCUUGCGUUGGUCGGACAGGGCUGCAGCCCAGCACCAUGCUGCCAGCUUCCCGCUGCAUCCUGUGUUCAGAUGCACUUCAUGAUCUGUGACUCACUCAGCCUCACGGCUAAUAGGCCAUCUCUGCACAGUUUUCUGCUGGGGUGUGAUGAGCCGGUUGGCUUGCUGCUAAGUGUCCUCGACAGCAAGCAGACGCAUGUACCCUGGCUGGUGCAUCCCAGACAAUUCUGUUGUACUGAUAUUAAGGACAACAGUAUUUUGCCAGAAGCUAUAACGAGAUGAUUCUGUAACAACAGCAUGGUGACACCAGACUCUGUUUUGCAAUUUUCUUUAAUAUUUAUGCUGGAUAAAUAAUUUAUCUCUUUUCUUCUUCUUUUUUUUUUUUCAUCUCGGGUGUGUUGAUAUAGACAGGUGCUAGGUUUUCUGAAUGACUAAAGCAAGGAUUUGGUUAUUCCCUACCCCCUCCCCCCGCCCCCCAAAAAACAGAUGCGUCAGCAGAGUCGAGCCUCUGGGACUUGUUUCCACAGUCCUGCAUCCCAUCUACUAAUACGAGCUAAUCAGAUCCUUUAGGAUCAGCCCCACAUUUGAAGGGAGGCACCUACUGAAGUGACAUUUUUGCACGCAUUGUAACAUCAGAACCUUCGUAUGCCAUGGUGUUUGAAAACCCAAAAAGUCACGGCCCCUGUCAGUUGUCUAUUUGAAACUUAGUGUAGAUGUUCCUUCUAGUCCAGGGUUUCUUCACCCGGGAACUGUUGACAUUUGGUGCCAGGUCAUUCUCUGCUGAGUGCUCCGUCCUGUGUAUUAUAGGAUCCUCAGCAGCGUCGCUGGCCCCUGCUUGUCAGAGGCCAGCAGCAACUCCUGGACCCAAGAAGGCAUAAUGAAAAAGUGCAUCCAGGAGUUCCCAUUGUGGCUCAGUGGUUAAUGAACACAACUAGGAACCAUGAGGUUGUGGGUUUGAUCCCUGACCUUACUCAGUGGGUUAAGGAUCCAGCGCUGGCGUGAGCUGUGGUGUAGGUUGCAGACGUGGCUGAGAUCCUGCUUUGCUGUGGCUGUGGUGUAGGCCGGCGGCUACAGCUCUGAUUGGACCCCUAGCCUGGGAACCUCCAUAUGCCGCAGGUGUGGCCCUAGAAAAAGACCAAAAAAAAAAAAAAAAAGUGUAUCCAGAUAUUUCCAGGUGCCUUUGGAGGGGCAGAACUGCCUGAGGGUUAAGAACCAGCAUUCUGUUGCCGAGGUUCUUAACCACUUAAAUGUAUAGGAGGGAGUUCCCGGUGGCAUAGAGGGUUAAGGAUCUGGCACUGUCACUACAGUGGCUCAGGUUGCUGCUGUGGCGCAAGUUCAAUCCCUGGCCCAGGAACUUCCACAUGCUCCCGGUGUGACCAGAAAAAAAAAAAAAAAGUAGAGGAAAGGAAAAGCAGAGGCCCUCUCACUGUGUAUAGCUCUCUCUUUCCCUGGCUUCCAGGAAUGUUCAGUCCCCCAAAACACUGGAGUUGGGACUAAGGCAGCCUUAGCAGUUUCUGCCCAGGGGACGGAAGCAGGAGGGAGGAGAGCAGUUUUCCUGCCUGAGGACCACUGUCCUAUGUCCCCUGGGCUCCUGAGGAAGAAACGCAGCAUCAGAAAUGGGAUGUCCAGAGCGCAUCGAGCUGGGCCUUUUCUCUCUCCGGCUGCCACUUGCCGCGGGCACAGGCUCGUCUCUGAGCUGUGGGGCAGGUGUGUGUCUCCCUGGGGACUGGGCAGUGUGCUUGGAGAAGGCUUGAAAGGUGCCCCCCUGGCCCUGGCUGGGGAUGGAGGGGUGGGAGCGAUGGCUCUCUGUUUGGAGGGAAAUCUUUAUCACCACCGUCUGAGAAGCUGGUGCAGGAUGAGUUUCAGGGUUGCUCUGUGGACACUCCAAGCACCCCGCCGCCCCCCAGUCAGGUCUUUUACGCAGCUCUCCCCUCGGUGUCCUGCGUAUCCAGCCUAGGUAAAGGGCGGGCCCUGGAUCACGUUUAACCUUGUGUCAGGCUCCAUAGGGCUGGCGUGGAGCUUUUCCUGAGUUCUCUGCUGCAAACAUGGGGCUCCCCGAUUCGCAGUUGGGUCUGCCCUUGGGACCCCUGAGCAUGUUCAGACAGAUCCCUGGUUGGCCUGGCCUUGCCCUGGCCCUAAGAUAGCUGACCCCCAGGCCUUUGGGGCUGCUGCGGUGGGUGAUGUCGGGCCCGGUGUCUUCGGAGGUGUCCGCCGAGACCGUGCGAGGGAAGGAGGGAGCCGCGAGAGUCAGGCAGACCUGGGUGGUUCUCUCUGGGCCACUUGGGAAUGUGUGGCCCUGGAGCAAAUGACCUCGCCUCUCUGAGUCUUCGUUUCCUUGCCUGGGAAUCGGACACGGUGGUGUCGCCACAGCAAAGGAGUGGGGUACUCGCAUUCACUGCCGAGCCCCGAGCAUCUUUCUCAGCUCGCUUGUAGAGUAAGGCUUCGGUGAGGCCUGUCUGUUGUCACUGUCCUCUUACAGGCAUUGCCUCAAAGAACGGCCCUUAGCUGCCCUGUCCCCUCCUGCCUGCAGGGCAUCAGGGUACCCAGUCCCUCGAGUACCUCCCUCCUGGAGGAGCAGACCCUUCACACACGGUUCGGGAGAUCCGUCGUCACCUGCCUCCCUUUCUGGCGGAGGUGAGAUUUUAUGCCAGGUACCGACAGAUCCAUAGUAAAAGCACCUCCCGUGAGGUGAUACUUAGGCGUCACCAGUCUGCCCGAGCCUCGGUGUCUCUGUCUGCAAAGUGAGUCUAACCAGGGCGGUGAUGUCACGUCCUGUCAAGUGAGGUGGACAGACAGACCUAAGAGCCCCCGUCCCCUCCGCAGCCCCAGGCUGGGGGAGGUCACUGGACGUGGACUAAGGGACUCCCCCCACAGGGGCUUUGCUCUCUCUUUACUCGGCAGACACCCCAGCUGAAGUCUUGCUCUGGGCACCAGCUAACAGACGUUUGAUUGUCUAGGAAAUGCCCUCUGAGAGAAAACUGCACGGAUGUUUGCAAUCUUUGUCGUCUUCUAACGACUUCUCCCUCGGACACAGCUUUCACGCCUGUGUGCGCCUGUUUACAAGUGCCGUACACAUUGGCAUGUGGAAACUGAAUUUGGACAAGCCUUGUGUUUCCAGAAGGGCCCAUCUCUGGUUCUCUGUGAUCUGAUGGUCUCACGCGCUCCAGGGUAAAAGAAGAGGAAGAAAUAACACCCAAGCCAGGGCUCUGAUGGGGACCAGGUGCCGCUGUGGGGUCUUGGCAGCAGCCACGGGGGAGCCUGGGAAUCCCGAGGACGGGUUGUCUGGUAUCUGAGCCUGCAGUUCUGGCAGGAGCCCUUGUCUCCCAAGCUGCCGAUAAGCAGAGGGUGUAGCCUUGGUGUGGGUAACAGUUGUUGGAGGAGGGGGCUGGCAGAUAGUCGGAUGAUUUUAAUGUUUAUAUUCCACUGGGGUAAGCUCUAACAAAGACCCAUCAUUUCCCAGAUAACCAAUUCUUUUAAAAGAACAUCUGUUGAAACCGGCAAUUUACAUUCUUCUUAAAAUACGGAGCGACAUAAUUAACCCUCUGGGGAGACUAAUAUUAGUUUAUUAGAGACAGUUUCUAGUUCUGUUUAUUUUUAUGCUAAACGAUUUGUUCAGAUUGGAAAAAAAUUAUUUUUUUGGUUGUGAUGUAGGACUCUCCUUUAUUUGGGGCCAACUUUUCCUCACCAAGAACCCGCAGGGGUGAAGAGCAAGGUGACGCUACAGGGUCCUGACGAUCGACCAUCAUGCACCGAGAGCAGCGUGAGGAAAGGGCUCGAAGCUGUUUGAUGUUGGAAUGAUUUGGCCUUGCACUCACUUUCGGGUGGAAAUAGCUGAUUUUAAAGGGAGCUGAUCUGUCCUCGACAUACGUGUGUGUGCAUGUGUGUCCGUGGUUCCCUUGGUUGUCCGUCGUCGCACUGGCCUCCUCUGGCACCCGCUCGUGGUGCCAUCCUCUUGUGCUCUUGGCCUCGGCCCCUGUGCACCGAUUAGCAUUUUGCCGGGAAGGUCAGGAGCACGCACCGUUUCCAGCCUUGGACUGAUGGCAGACCUCCGGCUUAGCGCAGAGGCUGCGGGGAACGCGGUCCCGCUCUCUGCCCAGACGUCCGUCUUUUGCAUCGGAGAGCACGCCCACCCGAGCAUCAGCCGCGUUGCCCUCUGUCUCGUAUGCUCUCUUCCCCGUGGUGACUCUUCAGACGUGGGGAUUCCGUUGGCAGGUGACACCCCCCUUCUCUCCGAGAAGGAAAGGGCUCCGAGAACCUUCCCCAUUGCCGUUUGCUCUCCUGCAAAAGAAGACUCCUUAGCAGGAGCUCGUAAAAGAGAAGCAGCAGUGAUUUCCUUCGAGAGUCGUGGCCCAGCCAGCCAUGACUCCAGCCUCCCUUCCUUCCCCUUCCCUUCCUGGGGCAACUUCAAGUUCAGCCAAACGGAUCUGAGCCACCAGCCUGCACCCUCGGUGCCAGCUUUGUCAUCUCCUCAGGCUCCCCCUCCUGUCCUGGGCUCACUGGUCUGUUGGCAAACUGCUCUUCAUUCUUCAGAACCCAGCUCUUGGUGUCAUCUCUUCCGUGAAGCCCUCCCAGAUUGCUCCUCACUGAGACAGCUUCACCCCCUUGCUCGACACUCUGGCAGCUUCUGUACUGUGAUUGUUCAGUUACGCAGUCAUCGUCCCUCUUGGAUGGUGUGCUUCUUGGGAAGAGGACCGUGUUUUAUUCUGUUCCCAACACUGGCCUGUCGCCUAAUAGGUGCUCUGUGAACAGUGGUGGAUGUCAUUCUCUUCCUUCCCUCCUGCUGCUCUGCAUUUAGGACCUAGUGGCCUUAGGUGUCUUGUUUUUUUGGUGACCUAUGAGAGGGUGCAUUUGAUGUGGGUGGGGUGAUUGCAAAAUCCAAUCAAAAUGGGAAUUGCUGACUCACACCUGGACUUUCUUUAUUUGCAGCUGGAAGAUAAGAGCUGCAUUUGAAACCCCUGGAGAAAACUUGAGUCUAUGAAGCUGUUUCAAAUAACAGUCAUUUGGGGAUUUGAGGAUUGGGGGGGCGAGGGUGGGAAAUGGCUGGGAACAGAUGCCUCUGGAGACCCAAGCGUCCCCCCGACCAUUGCACCUCCAUCUCAUUCCUCUCCACCCUUAGUUACCACUGUGCGGCUGACCAGUGUGUUCGCCUGGCUCCCUCCCCCCAACUGAAAUGCCCCAAGCCCUGUGGGUGGCGCCUCUCCAAGUGUGGCCAGUAGGGGGCGGGAGUACACUUGCCCUGGUUCUCUAGAUCUCCGAGACCUGGCAUCUCCCUCGAAGAUCCCUGGCCGGCUGCUUUCAGGUAACAGUUGAUGAACACCCAGAAGUGGCAUUUCCACCGGGAGGGAAGCAGAUGGUUCCAUCAGGUGACAGUGAUGUGUGUACAGCUGAUGGGGAGCCGGGGUGGGGGGUGGGGCUUGAAACAAAGGCCGGUAGGGAUGGAGGGAGGUCUGUGUCAUCAGCCACCCAGUCAGAAAGGUGUGUGUGCUUUCACAAUGAAUUGUUUACUUGCUCUGGUGAGGGGCCAUUUGACUCACAGCAUGGUCCCCUGGAGGACCCCCCCCAGGCGACUCUUUAGCAACAAGCCCAUUCCUGUGACUUCCUAGCCUCACUUUUGUCAUCAUACAGCCCACCUGACCAUGUAUUAACUCACAUGUGGUCAACAUCCAGUCCGUAUCAGUUGAUUGUGUGUGUGUCAGAGCAUUUUUACAUCUAGAACCACGACAGUGAACAAGCGUUGAGCUCUGACCUUGAGGACAGAGCCCAGGGCCUGCCACUAGGAGGUGUUCACAGAAUCCGUAUUGCUCUUGUCUCCCAAGUGCGACUGGAUUUGUGUUGAAAUUUUCUUUAUUUUUGGCUAAGGGACGUUUUAUGGUUGUGCUGUGUCUUGGAUAAUUUGUAGCAGCUUAGAGUUAUAAUUCUGAGAGAAUAUGCAUCCUCAUAUCCAAAUGUGGGUUUUUUCCCUGCUUAAUUUAUAGUUUUUUUGGACAAAUUACCAGGAGCCUUAUCCCUCAGUGUAUCCCUGACACAGAGUACCUGUGCACCAUUAGGUAUGGGAAUGGUGAGUACUCAGCGUGCAUGCAUCUAUUCCCUAGUCCUGUGACCAUGGCAGGCAUCACUAAUCAAUCAGAACCAUGCUCAGCACACACUGCUCCAAGGAGCCAUUACUCAUCGUCUGGGGUUGGUGCAGGCGAUACUCUUUUUCUGCCAUCCUAGGAAAGUGCUGUUUUGAUAAAAGCGUCAUAGUUCCUCCUGCAGAGGGCAUACUGGCUUCCUGUGUGGCAGUCACACCUUUGGGAAUCUUAUGCCUAGUAAUGUGCUGCUGUCAGAGCUGGGCCCUCCUCCUGGGAGAAGGCUGGAAGCACUUAGAGCCAGUUCCCUAAAGGAAUAAUAAAUGUUUCCGAGUUCCGUCUGCUGGAGCUGCAUAAGAAAAGGUGCUACGUUAAGAAUUUGUAUGUUGGAGUUCCUGUUGUAGCUCAGCAGGUUACAAACCCAGCUAGUAUCCAUGAGGAUGCAGGUUCGAUCCCUAGCUUUGCUCAUUGGGUUGAGGAUCUGGCAUUGUCAUGAGCUGUGGUGUAGGUUGAAGGCGUGGUUCGGAUCCCACGUUGCUGGGGCUGUGGUGUAGGCCGGCAGCUGCCCCUUGACUUGACACCUAGCCUGGACACUUCCGUAUGCCGCAGGGGGAGCCCUAAAAAGAAAUAUGAAUGAAUAAAUAAAUAAAUAAAUAAAUAAAUAAAUAAAAUAAUGUGUAUGUUAAGACAGGUGCUUAGCAUCAUUCUGGUCUAGAAGCUUCCCUGGGACAGAGAGGAUUCACUGCAAGAUGCAUUGCAGUGGCAGUUACCCAGUUGAUAGGUAUGAUUUGAUUUAUACACACAAAGUUGCAGAAACCUGUGUUUACUUGUAUGGAUGAUUCAUGUAUGUCUGUUACUCCCUUUCACAGCAGAGAAGAGCAGUUACAUUUGGUCGCCCUAGGCUCCUAGGGUAUGAGCGUAUUUAAAGAGUAUCAUUCAUCUCCUAAGCUCUGCUUAAUGACAUGACCACAAAAACAAUGUAAUGAGUAUAGCUAAUACCUGCUUAGCGCUUGCUCUGUACUUAUAUGUGUAUCGGUUGAUCAUACACGGCGUUCCACGUGCUUUACAUACUGCGAUGCCUCUGCCUCGUUCUGUUCUCUCUUGAGAUGUGAGAAAAGCGAGACAUGGAGAAGCACCCUGGCCGGGAGCAUCGGCUGCCAGAGUCUCUGGCCCUCCGUAGUCUGUGUUCUUCCCACCGCAUUUGAUGCGGGACCGUCCCAACGUUUCCCCCCAUUUGGACGGAGUGCCCGAGACGUGUCCUUCCUGAGCAGGGCAGGGGUUCUGGACUCUGACGAGCAGAAGAUAACAGACUUGGGACACAGAGCCUUAGAGGAGGGCUGGACCUCAAAGGGAUGUUGGCUCGUGCACUUGGGAUGGGUCAGUAAAUAAACCUGAACCAGACACAAAGCAUCAAGCACGCAAAAGGACAUAGAACCAGCAACCCAUCGCUUGGUGCCUCCUGAAAAUGCCCUGGUCGGCAGCGCUGCGAGGCCCCUUCUGAUGCAGAGGCCGAGCAUGUUUGGUGAAGCCUCACACAGGUGCUUUGACCGGAAGCUCUCUGUCUCCUGGGCCCGCAUGGCCGCGGCCUAAUGGACUGUACGUCAGUGGCUUUUUGAGGAAAAGAAAUCGAAGGCUUGGCCAUCGGUCCCUGAGUCAGCACAUUGAACUUUUGGUCAAUUAGCUCCUCCCCCAUCUUGAUGGCGAGGCCUUUCCUGUAAUUACCGACCAGAUCCUAUAGCCGGAGGAAGGCCUGUCAGUGGAAUGAGAGGCUCAUGUCCACCGCAGGGUGACAGCUGGCUCUGAGGGCUGUGGGCCUGUCCUUAGAGAGGCUUCUCAUUUCCUCUUUCGCUGCUCUGCCCCCACCCCAGUCUCCGCCAUCAGGUGGAGCAGGUGUCUCAUUCCGUGGCUGGACCCAGGGGGGUCAGGGCCCUCGGACAUGACGUCCUGCAAAGUAGAGAUGUUUCAUGGAUCUGCGUUGUUUUUAAUUAAGAAUCAUUUUCAGAACAUGCCCCUGUGUGCACACAGGAAAAGAUCUAGGAAGGCGUUUUCACCAGGCCUGACGUCUCGGGGUGGGGUUGGGCAGGACGUAAUGGACAGAGAGCUGUGUUUUACCUUGGAUCGGUCUCUCGUUGAUUUUCCUUCUUUUGAUUUUUUGGUAACCAUGGAUUAUUUUAUAAUUUCAAAUGAUUAUGUCAAAAGAGUCAAAAUCAGUAAACAUUUCUAAUUAUCAGAAAUUCCUGGAGUUCCCUGGUGGCCUUGUGGUUAAGGAUCUGGCAUUGUUACUGCUGUGGUUCAGGUUCAGUCCUCGGCCCGGGAACUGAUGUCAAGGGCACGGCCACGGACACGUCAAUACGUACGUGCACAGUGAUGAUGUCAUCGGUAACACCCUCUGGAAGGAGACUCGGUCAGGAAUGGUUCUGUGGGGAGCUGGCGCGGGGGGCGGGUGUCAGAGGCUGAGGCUGGGAGCAUUCCCUGUGUACCCUUCUCCUUGGCCUGAAGCAGCUGGCAGCCCCUGCUCGGGCUGGAGCCGUGGGGCUGGGGACCGUGAAGGUACUCGUGCUCCGGGAAGGGGGCUGGGUGCCCCUGUAACUGUGCACAUCCACACAGAAGGCCCGCCUUUUGCACGGUUAGCAGGUUUUCUUUCAGUGUCAUUCGGAAUUUGUUCCUUUCCAAGAUCUUUAUUUGUUUGUUUUUAAAAACUAGACUUUGUUUUUUUGGAGCAAUUUUAAGUCCCAAAAAGAUUGAGUGGAGGGUACAGAGAUUUCCCAUCUGCUCCCUGUCCCUGCCCCCGAGCAGCGCCUCCCUCACUUUGGACACCCCCCGCCAGGGGGUGCCCUUGUUACAGUCAUUGGGGUUGACUGUCGGUGUUGUACAUGCUGUGCAUUUGGACAGGUGUCCCCCCCGUGGUGCUGCAGCGAGUGGACUCGCGGCCCUAAGAUUCCUCUGUGCUCCCCUCUGCACCCCUCCCUCACCGCUCACCUCUGGCCCCCACUGAUUUUUUCACUGUCUGCACAGGCUCGCCUUUUCCAGAAUGUCAUAUGGCUGGAAUCACAGCUACAGUUAGGAGCCUUUGCGCAUUGGCUUCUUUUACUUAGAGAUACGGAUGUAGAUUUCCUCCCUGUCUUUUCACGGCUUCCCAACUUACUUCGUUUUAGCACCAGAUAGUACCCCGAGGUCUGGAUGGACCACAGGGUUUGUAUCCAUUCACCUGCUGGAGGGUAUUUUGGUUGCUUCCAAGUUUCGACAGUUAAGAAUGCGACUGCCGUAAACCCAUUUCUGCUGGGUUUUGUGUCGACAUAGGUUUUCACCUCAUUUGUGUCGACACUCAAGGGCACAGUGGCUGGAUGCUACGCCGAGAAUAUGUUCACCUCUGUCUUCGGAAGUACCUCACUGUCUCUGGAAAUGGCUGAGCCAUGUUGCCUUCCUUCCAGCUGCGAGUGAGGGUCCUGUGGCUGCACCACCUUGGCAGCAUUUGGUGUUGCCGGUGUUGCGGAUUGUAGUCCUUCUCAUAGCAUUUUAGUGGUCUCUUCUUGAUUUACCAAGAUUUGUUUUUAAUUGUAACUUUGAAGUAAGUACGUUUGGGAUGUCCUGUUGUGGUGUGCAGAAACGAACCCGCGUGGUAACUUCAAGGAUGCGGGUUUGGUCCCUGGCCUCGCCUAGCGGGUUGGGGAUCUGGCGUUGCUGUGAGCUGCGGUUGCCACGGCUCGGAUCUGGCAUUGCUGUGGCUGUGGCACAGGCUGGCAGCUGCAGCUCUGAUUCAGCCCCUAGCCUGGGAACUUCUGUAUGCCGCUGGUGCAGCCCUAAAAAGCGUAAUAAUAAUAAUAAUAAACACAUUUAUAUGAAAAUCCGAGGUAAAUGGAAAAAACUUAUUUACCUCCAAGUUAAGCAUGUCUCUGAGGAGUCUGGCAGUUUGGUAGUAACUGAAGCUAGAAUAUUCCACUGGUAACAUUUUACCGUAACUACUGGCCAUCAGGAGAGACCAGAGACUAAGGCCAUGGACUCUCAGUUCAUGUGCUUUAUGUUCGCGAGGCCAAGUGAUUUUAAACUAUGGGUCUGUUGAGGGUUAUACAAUGACAGUAACUGUUGAAGUGCUGAAUGGGCACUAGGAUGAUGGGUUUCUGAGUGGAAACAGUGGGUUUCUCAUGCUGUCCACAACACCUCAUCGCACGUGUACUGCGCUUGCUCGACUGAAUCUAAGCGUCGUGAUUAGACACUCCCCGUGGUGUGGGCACUGACACUACAUCAUAGGGACAGUUGCUGGGUCCAGAGACAUUGCUCUUGACUGUUUGCCAUGGGACGCACGACUUUUAUCUCAAAAAAAAAAAAAAAAAAAAAAAAGAGGUAGACUAUAUAUAGUGAAAAACAUAUUUUCAGGGAAUUUGAUAUUUUUAGGAAAUUAUCAAGGGUAUCAACAUAAAGGGAAUAAAAAAGACGUGGUACCUCGAGGUUUAUUGUCAUUGCUUUGUAAAUGUCAUGCUGUCACGGGUGGGGGUCCCUCUUGGGCUUGCAGAGCCUGUGGCAUAGGGGGCGAAGGCGGGGUGUCUCUGUCCCACUUCAGGGCAGGGUAUGCUGCAGGGACCGCUUUUGCAAACUUUGCAUGCCCUGCUCACAGAGUUAAUGACGGAGUCAGGCUCUUCCCGCCGAGGCGCAUGCCUCGUGUGUCACGCUGUCGCUGGCAGCGUCAGUGAUCCUGGGGCAGAGGAGAGGCUGCACACCCUGGGCUUAAAGGGCAGUGAGUGACCUGCAAAAACGAGGCGCUUCUGUGAUAAGAACAAUUCAGCAGGGACAACAUGCUGUCUCACUGCCUCAGUGAUGGAGCUCGGGUGUCUGCCAGUGGUGACCCCCGAUCCCUUUCUUCGAGGGGAACUCACGCUCCGUCGCCCGUCCACCAUCGGCGGCAGCGAGAGAGACGCGCAGCAGCGGUGGAGUGAAGACGGAAUAUCGCCCGCGCCGAAGGAAUCAUUCUGAGCACUUUUAGUCUAUUAAGUCUAUGAGGCUUCUUAAUAGUUUGGCUUAAGGCAAAAGUGAUUUUAUUCUAGUUUCAUCCUCGUUGAGUCAAUAAUUAACUUAACCAAGUUUGAUUAAAACUGAAUUUCACUAAGUAUGAAAACCAGCCAGACCUUUCUCCUUCCCCAGGUGACUUGACGUGCGUUCCUGUCUCUGAGCAGCUCAGGGUGUCUGGGGUGGGGGUGGGACUCGAGGCCCCAGCUUCAUGGCCGUGGCUCUGCCCCAGGGGAGGCGCCAGCACCGAGUUCCCUGUCCCCUGGCCUUGGUCCUGCAGGGCGGGCUGCUCCCACCCUGACUUCCCCCAGCCGGCCCCCAGCCCCUUCUGUUUUUAGUCCUCUUGGCUCCUGAUCCAUCUCUUGGCUCUUUGCUUUCCUUAACCUUCCUAAAGGACCAGGUGGGCUCAUGGGGAUGUCCUGUCCUUGGUGACCACAGAGGCUGAGGGUCGCUCCGCAGCUGCCUUUGGGUCCGCGUGCUGGGUUAAGGGAUGGGGGGUGGGGGUGCCUGCAUGGUGGCUCCGAGCUCCUUUCUGGCUCUUCUUCGACCCUUGCUCCUACCAUGUAGCAGUUGUCCAUGCCUUUCCCACUUCCCCACCAGGAUUCGCCUCUUCACGAAUGAGGACUGGGUUUUGUUUGUUCGUCUGUACUUUGAGUGCCCAGCAGAGGACUUGACACCCGCCACGGUAGACUGCACCCAUGGAAUGGCCUCGGGAAGAGAAUGAGCUCGAGGCCGUGUAGGUGCCCUUUCCUCUGGGUGUUGAGAACUGGAAUUUCAUGCCGUGGGGCUGGGCCCCUCCCUCACCGUUCAUCUUUAUGUGCUGUGAGUAGCCGUUCCUGCGUCUGGCUAGCUAGGGUGAAGUGGUGCCAGACCGCUUCCAUUUAGCGGCCUCCCUGCUCUGAGUCUUUAGGUAGGAGGUAGGAGAGGAAGAUGGGGAGAGAAGCUUUGAUUCUGCCCAAGGAGAACGGAAAGCAAAUCAAAACCGUGGAAGAGUUGAGCAGGCAAGCCUGGUCCCGAGCACCUGUUGAGGGUUUUGCUGUGUGAUGUCACCGCGAGAGGCACAGCUGGCCCCGCCGUCGCUUGCCUGCGGAGGGCUUCGCCGGCCUGCGUUUGCUGCUACCUACAGUCAGCGCAGGGCUCGUUGUGUGCGUGAGCGUGUGCGCAGCUGGGAAAGAUGGCCUUUAAAAAAACUGUCUGGAUUGCUUGGCAUUUGCCACGGGUGUUAAGUCUCCAUCCUGGUUGCCAAGAUUAAAUUGAAUUGUCCCCACAGCCGUUGGGUUUCAUGGCGCACGGCACGUAGGCGCCUUUUUGCACUGGGUUCUUCCGCUCUCCGAUCCUUCUUUCCCCGUUCAUCUACCCCUCUUCUUUCCUUAUGUACCCCACGCUCCUCACCGAGUUAGCCGUGGUACCAUUUCACCGCGUCUGGCAAACCAUGGCAGGGUGUGCCAGGCGUGCGCUGCUGGAGACCCCUGAGCAUUUGUGUAGUGACAGGAGUGGGCAGAUGCCUCACUCUCCCUUACAAGACGGGGGGCUCAUUUCGGGUGUUCUUGUGAUUUUUUCCCAGCCGCCUUCCAGCUGGACUGGCUUUUUUGGGGAACACGUGGACGUUUGUGUUAGAAGCUCCAGUCACAUCCUUCAAUCCCAAAGCUUUUUUUCCAUGGUGAAUUACACAGGCAGUGUUUUCCAAAAUUGUCAUUGAUCAGUACAGGCCCAGAGAGAACACUCUGGACAACCCCUGACGCCACACCUGCGACGAGUUGAUAGUUCCUGGCUCAAAGAAGUUCCAAGAGAAGGAAUUCAAAGCCAGCGUGUUUCUCUCUCUGGGCAUCGAGCAGUGCUGCACCACGCUCAGGUUCGCUGAUGUUUAGCUUGGACUCAAUCCCAGCCGGGGCAGCGGGCACAGCCUUGCUGGGUCAGAUGCGGGAGGCUUUUAUCCUCAAGUCUUCAACAGCGAAGAAUGUCGGGCCGGACAGAGGGUCAGCUGGGUACCAGCGAUUGAAGUUCUCAGUUACUGCCCACAGAAAUCUGAACUUGGAACACAAGCACCCUUCCUUCUGCACGGACCUUUUUUUUUGGUAUAAUGAAACCAUUUUUGGAAGAGUGCCUGCCUGUUAUGAAAAAGCAGGCAAGCUGGUUUGGAUAUCUUUGUUUGUGUAAACAUUUUGGUGUUAUUUGUGAAAAUGAUCAGAUGCUGGUGGGGCGGGCAGGCUGACCACGACUCCGCCUGCCACAGCUGCACAGAGGGUUUGUUUUUUUUUUUUUUUUUUUUUGAAACAUACGUGGGAGAUGGGGAAGAAAUCCACAGUAAAGACUUGGUACAAAAAGCCAUGCAGGCUGCCACUGUGCCCAGCUUUCCUUCCCAUUGUGCCCUGGCUUUCUUGCUGGCUCUCUCCCAAACAGGGAUCUCCUGCUUCAGCUGGACCCGCGGAUCACCUGGGAAAUUCUUUCAAAAGAGUGACGCUCCAGGCUAAUUGAAUCCAGAUCUCUGGUGGGCGAGGAUGAUGGGUUUUGUAGGGGAAGUGGGCGGUGUGGGCCGAAAACCCCGAAGUGCCCCCAUCUUUAGAUUUCGUGAUCUGGAUGGAGAGAGACUUCUUCCUCGAGUUUUGGGUAGAAGGUUUCUGGGGGUGUUGGAGCUGGGCCGCAUCCCCUUGGACAAAAGGGAGAGUGGACUUCCAGCCUGAGCCAGGCUUGGCGGGCAUCGCUUCUCUGGGGGCGUUUACUGUUUCCUUGUCUUCCUUCUCCUGGUCACUUCUCAGGUCUCUGGACCUUUACAGGGUGUGCCUGCCCUCAGCAGCCUUUUUUUUUUUUUUUAAAAAAAAACAAAACAGACAGAAGCAGCUUCAUCCACACAUAAUGCACUCACCAUAUAAUUCAUUCAUUUAAAAUGUACAAUUCAGUGUUUUUUGGUGUAUUUACAGAGUUGUGCGUGUAUCACUGCCAUCAGUUUUAGAAUAUGUUUAUUAGCCCCAGCAGGUCCACACUCCUUGGCCCUCACCUCAGUUACCCCUUCUCCCAGCCCUGGGCAACCACUGGCCUGCUUUCUCUAUUAGUGGAUUUGCUGGUUCUGGACAUUCCCUAUAAACCGAUGGUGCAACAUGUGGUCUUUUGUAUCCGGCUUCUUUCACUUAGCAGAAUGUUAUCAAGGCUCAUCCCGGUUGUAACAUAUAUCAGUGCUUUGCGGUUUUCUCUUUUUCUCUUUUCUUUUCUUUUUUGGCUCUGCCCGUGGAAGAGCCCAGGCCAGGGAUUGAACUUGUGCUGUAGCAUCGACCCAAGCCUCUGCCGUGACAACACCAGAUCCUCAACCCGCUGUACCAUAGAAGAAUUCCCGUACUUUGUUUCUUUUUAUGACUUCAUAAUAUUCCUUCGUGUGGGUGUACCACAUUCAGUGCAUCCAUUCAUCACCUGACGAGCAUCUGAACUGUUUGCAGUUUCUGGCUGUUAGGAAUCAUGCUGCUCUGAGAAUCUGUGUACAUGUCUUAGAGUGGAUUAUCUUUCCAUUGCACUGUUUUUUUACAGCAUGUCCUAAGCAGUAUCGCCUCAGCCAUUAGGGAAGUGUCUUAAAAUGUUUGGCAUCAGAGAUAAGUCAUUAUUCCAAAGUGGACAGCUCUGGGUCAGGGGCCAGGAGACCUGGGGGACCCUGUGCGCCUGCUGGUUGUCCUCGGACUGUGAGUGGCUCAGCUCUUGAGAAGAAGGAAAGCACUCACAGCUCCUCUCCUAGGCCUCCUGCUUCUAGAGAUCACGCACUUUGCGAGAGAGGUGGUGCCAUGUCCCUGGAUCCCUACAAGACAUCAGUAUUGUUUGUGUGAUGAAUGAGUCCACGCCGUGGCUAUUGAAUGUAUUUGCACCUUCUAACAGUGUCGUCUUGCCUGUGUCGCUGACUGGUUUUGAGAUUUAUGAGGCCUCACUCAGAAGCAAUGUGUGUCUGGAUUAAGGGAACCUGAGAAUCACUAUUUAUGUCUGACCCGAGGAAGUUCCCUUUAAGCUGCUUAUCAGAGGUGCAUGCUGAGAGCAUGAUGGGAAGAUGGAGUCUUCCAUCCGCUGGCAAAAUCUGGAAUCUGCUCUCACUCCAUUUUAACUGGAGUGACAAUAAGCUAACAGACCCAUAGGUCUACCCGGAAGUAUCUGCUGACAGCUUCACUUUUGUAAAUUGAGUUGAAAAACUACCUGUGCUCUAAUUCUGAUUUUUCCCGAUACUCCAAGUCUUCAGUGUGGAUUAAAACAUCAUCCCUUUUUGUAAAAAUCGAAACAAAGCAACUUUGAUCUAGGUGAUUUAGGAGAAACUAAAUAUGCCUCUAAUUUCACUACCAGUAUAGUGAAUAUUUAUUUUCCACUUAAAGGGCUAUCAGUGCUCCACGAUUUUUGCAUUUGCAAUUUGAAAGCUACCAGAAAAUUUCCACAUUAUUAAAAAAUUAAGUUUCUCUCGAAAAUAUUCCCUGUGCAGACGCUAACACAUGUGUAUGCACUAUUUCACCACCAGGGGGCAUUGUGGUUUGACUGUCCAUUUAAACAGCCCACAUUCUAUCAGUUUACCCAGGAAAUAGAAGGCCUGGGCAUAUUUCUGAUUCCUUCCAAGAAGGAGCCAUAUCUGGGAGAGAACAGAUGUCGAUUCUUUUUCCUUACUAGCAAACGGUAGUGUUGUCAAAUUUGCUAAACUUAGCCAGUCGAAGAUUAACAUGCAGUAUAUAAUAUGCAUGUGCCUAACUGUACAAUAAGUAGUAAAUCACAUUUUUAUGCUUUCUCUGAACUUGGAAGCUGCAAGUUAUUUUUUUUUUAUUCCCUGGGUGUGAUGAAAUAAAUAACAUUCAAAUACAUUUUAAAGAUGUCAGUCAGCGGGGGGAAAAAAAGUGCUUGGCAACUGUGUUUGAUAGAUUUCUUUUAUGAUUAAUUCUCCUAUUAAGUUUUAAUGACUUUAAAGAUAUAAAGCUAGAAACCACAAAACUAGGCAUGGUUAAUAAAUAACUGAAAUUCCAGGUGUAUAGAAAUGCAUGUGUGGAAAAAUGAAAUCGUAUAUUCUCUAGGAUGUAUGAGGAAACGGCUCUCUGGAGAGUCUAGAGAGUCAAAUAUCCCCAAAAGGGAGGGGACAAGUUUAAAAACAGGGAACUCAAGGAGAUUGUCUUCCUUUAGGAAAAUCCUAGGAAAAACGUACUCUCUAAGAUUAACCAAUGUAAAGUAAAUUAUCUUACGAGCCAGUAAUUUUCAGCAAGAUGGUGGUUCUCUUGGAUGGAAUGCAUUUCUCCAUUUUGGCUUUUUAAAGUGUCUCUGUCCACAAUUUCAAGUAUUUCUCCCAGUUCCUCUUCACACUUUUCUCCCCAGGCUCAUCUGGCCUGGAAGAUGUGUGCUGAUUCAUUGUUUUGUAAAUGUUCAAAAGCCUGCCUGGUCCCAGGAGUGGGGAUCGGAGUGGCAGUAUUUCAGCAAUGCUCUCUCUCUCUCUCUUCUUCCUCCUGCACCCAGAAUGUAUGAACCAGGACUCAGCUCCUGCACAGAACAUCUCUGGGAGUCGGGGAGAAUUGAAGAAUCAAUUCUAGUUUCCACGUGGCAGGAGUGAGGCUUGCCUGGGGCUGGCGGGGUCCCCCACUCCCUGAAACACCCCCUCCACGUCCGAGCCUGUGUGUUCACGCUGGGGGCCUCUGCAGCAAGCACAGCUGGAUUUUUUACUUUCUAGACCAUCUCAAUUCGAGGUCUUAAACUGAACAGUUUAGAAACCAAACAGACAUGAAUCAACAUGAAGAAUAACUGGGAAGAGUUACGGGGCCCCCAGAAGAAUGUAUAAAUGUGUGUGUUUUUGUAUCUGGUUAUGUGUAUGUUUUCAUGCCUCAAAAGAGACACAUGGUAUAUUUCAAUCCAUUCCCGCCACGAAGGACUUUUAUUCUUGAGUGUUUCCGAGUCCCCAAAGCACAAUAGAUGCCAUUUGGAACCUUCACACGAGGCAGCCCCCACACUUCAGAACUUCAAGUCGAAAGAUCUUUUAAGUCCACAAAACUUAUUUUUCAAAGAUCUUGGCCCAUUCCAAAUGAAUACUGAUUCCCAGCCUCUCAAAUGCCUGGAGUGAGAAAACAGGGAAUAUUGUUCUUUUCUGUUUAUAUUAUUUCAUACUGAGUUAAUACACUUGCCAAGAGUCCAGGCAGCUUCUGGCCUGACAAUGCCUUAUUUAACCAGCCUAGUUUUGAGAAUAAAGUCAGGGUCCUCCCCCCCCCCCCCCCAGGGCCCUCCCAGCAGUACUCAGGUCACUUCUGAGUUGGAAGAAACCAAAGCAAAUAAAGCGAAUCUGUUUCUCUAUGAAAAUCAUCUUUUUUUUUUUUUUUUUUUUUUUCCUGGGCUAGGACCCAGAUUUGGCCCUGGCAAGCAGGACAGCCUGGCCCCACACCGGAACCUCAGUUCCUCCUGGGUUUCAGAGAACUGGAAUCCCCAGGCCCAGCCUCUCCCGGCCAAGGAGCCUCACCAGAAACUGAGGCUUCCGGCUCGCUCCCAGCCUGGAGACUGCAGGCCAGUCUGGCUGGCAGAUGCUCCUCCAGCCCUGGCCGCAUCUCGGUGCUGUCCUGGUACACGGAACGCCUUAGCUUGAGGCUGGAAGAAACUCCACGCGUUUGGCCCAAAAGAGGCAACUCCUUCCAGCUGGCCCGGGCGCUGGGCCUUAACAGUGACCCAGAUGAACUGAUUUUGUACAGAGUGGGUGGAGAGGACCCUGGGGACCGGGGGUUGGGGGGGAGGAGGGAAAAGCCGGCGCUUGGCUCCGUGCACAGCGUUUCCUUGGCCGAGCUCCAGGGGAGAGACGGGAUCCAGGGCGAAGGGCCCUUGCAGACCCCCUACCCCCACCCCGCAUGCCCGGGCCUUCCUGCUGGACAUCGGAUCGGCCCUGUGCCCCGAAGACAGUCCCCUCGCCAAGCAGGGGCUGCCCAGGAAGGGAGGCCAUGGGCUUCACGUGUGGAGGGAGUGGCUCCUGUGGACAUGAGAAGACGACACCAAAGGCUGGGACAUUCCUCCAAAUAGAACUCGGGGCCCCCGCCCGCCCCGGAGACGUAAAGGCCGCGCUGCCUGCGCCCCCACAUGCGCACUCUCUACGGCGCGCCCGCCUCCGAAGCCAGGGCGCCCAGGGCCUUGGCCCCGCUCUCAGAUGAGGAGUGGCGCUCGUGUGAGCCUGGCACUGUCUUCUCACCCAAGAGAAGGAGAAAGGCAAAAGGAAAGAGCCUGAGCCGCCUCCUUUUAGAUGCCCGCCACCCCCAGAUGGCAGAGCCGGAAUGCUCCAGGUACACCGCCUGCCCAGUGGUGAUGCACAGGCUGGAGGCCGCCUUCCCCUCUCCCGCACCUGCCUGAUGCCUGGCUGCCGGGCUGCUGCGCUGCCGGGCGGGGGCGGCGUCGAUGUUCUGCGAGGAACGUGUCUUACCCAGGCCUGCCUCAUGCCAAGCCCCACUUGCUUCAGGCCAGUCCCUUCUAAUCUGCGCUGUUGUUGUAAACACUGGAGAAGCGGGAUCUUUCUAGCAAGGGCAGUGUUAUCUGGAAUAAAAUGUUAGCCCUGAGAGUGCUCUCGUGUUCCGCCAACAGCGAGCCGGAGAGCAGAGGAGGGAGAGUCAGAACGUGGGGUAUGUGGCAGAGACGGUGCAAGCCAUCUCUGUGUGUCGACCCCGUCUUUAAAGGCAAGAUUAACAGCGAUACAUAAAUAUAAAUGUUUCUUUCUGGCCAAGCACCGCAGAUUAGAUUUCACAUUCGAAAUGUAAAUCGUGCCUAGGAAACAUCGAUGUUUAUUUUCAGCAACUGACCCUCGGGGAUAAAAAUAAAAAGGAAAAGGGAAACAAACAAAACCGGGUUACUGACAAGCUGUAGGAUGCUCUAUUUUAUAUCUCACAGAUAUUUUACAGCUCUGGCAUUUCUAGGGAACACUUUGGAGUACUUGUAGUCCGGUUUGUCCAUAAAAAAGCCGUCUGUGUUUUUAUGUUUUGAAAAGACAUGUGGAGAAGCCCACAGCAUGUCCUGUCAGGCAUCUUAUCCUUGAAGAAACAGCAGGCAGCAUCAAUGUCACCCACGUACUGUCCCCACCCCCGCCACCCUUUGAGAAGUGUCUUGGGGCUGUCUCCAGCCAAAUCAGCACUGUGCUUCUUGAUUCAUGCCCUGGACUGUUUGCGAAGACAUCUGAAUUAUAAUAUGUAGCGGGGGAAGCACCGUCUGGCUGUCCCAUCUUGACUGAUGUUUCUGCAUCCCACCUUGCUUAAUCAGGAGCAGGAGCCAGGGAUGCUGGGCAGGGGCAGGGGUGCUGGAUGGGCGUGGGCAUGCUGGGUGGGAGUCGAGUUGGUGGACUGAGGCGGGGAUGCUGGGUGGGUGCUGGUUCAUGCCUUCCCUGUGUCAGGUCUCCCUCCAUGGAGCCAUCCCCUUGCUUUGGUUCCCAGGCAGCAGGGGCGAAUGGUAUUCCUUCCACCUCCUUUGUCUUUGUCAAACCCACCACCCUUUCCAGGAGCACGGAUAUUUCAUUAUCUGCUGCUGUUAUGUUGUGAUCGUGGAUCCCCCAGCUGUGCUCAAAACCACCUCCCUCUUGAGCAACACAAGGAGGUGGUUUUACCAGCAGAAUCUGGUGUGUGUGUGUACACAUGUGUGCUUUCCCCAUGCACACAUGCGCCCAUGCUCAUACACUCGUGCACAGUUGGCGCCGUUGGCAGCUCAAGGUGAAGCCCUCCCGCUCCGGAUGACCUGGGACUCAGCUGUGAGGUGGAGCUGGCAAGAAUUUUGCCACCCAGUUGUUAAACACACACUGUUAAAACUUGAGUUACACAAACUUACCAUUAAAUAAAUUAUAUUCGAAACAACGUUGUGAAAUAAUCCAAGCGCAGUUCUUCCCAGUGAUUUUACGACCCCUGACGGUCUUCAUCUGCGCUCCUGAGCUUGUCUGCCCUGGAUGGCAGAAGUGCCUAGGGCUCUGCCCAGCCCUGCGUCCAGUGACAUCGUCUUGCCAGCUUGAAGAAGCCGUGGCAGGAGUAUUGACACCGCAGAAACAGGCAAAAAAACCACAAACCAAGCCUUGGUUGAUUGUUUCUUUUAUAUUGUCGUGGCUUCAGAAAAUAAUUAUAACAUUAAUAAUGAAGAUUAACUACAAGGGUGUCCUGACCAGAAUGAUGCAUAGUGAAUAUUAUUAAAAAAGAGGAAAUACCCCCUCAGCAUAUUAAAAACAUAUUAUUACUAAACUCAGUAAAGAAGCUGCUCAGGCCAUUGAAGAAUGAGCACCGAUCCCAAAUAGGUCCAUCUGGGUGGUUUCACUUUCAUCUUACCGUUAACUUGAAAGUGUGAACCAAGCUUCUGGGUUAUGGAUGCGAGAGACUAAAAUCAGGGAAAGCCCCAGGUGAGAGUCAGUUGGCUCCGUGAAAUUUAUAAUGAAGAGUGUUGCCUGUUUUCACUUGUAAAUUGUGUGCCAACGUCUUUUAUAUCACUCAGUUUUAGAAUAAGCAUGUAUAGGGUUGGCCCUUCAUAUCCACGGGCCCCAGAUUCAAUCAGUGUUUGGUUGAUCACAAUAUUUGGGGAAAAAAAUUCCAGAAAUAGCAAAAAGGCAAGCUUGAAUUGGCCACACGCUGGCAACUGCUUCCAUAGCAUAUACAUUGCGUUUGCAGCUAUUUAUCUAGCAUUUACAUUGCAUUCGGUAUUAAAAGUAAGCUGGAGAUUAAAGUGUAGGAAAGGCUGUGCUUAGGUUUUGUGCAAAUGCGAUAGCAUCUUUUGUAAGGAACAUCUGCGCGUGCAGAUUUUGGUGUCUCGGCGGGGGGGGGGGGGGUCCCAGAACCAGUCCCGGGGUAGUCUGCAGGGCUGGAUUUGUAUUUCGAGGCAGGCUUUUCUUUUUGGAGAGCCACUGGUGCUCCGUCACUGCUCACCUGCAGAAAAUGUUUGCGGAUUCAUUGAGAUGGCCUGUGCAGAUGGGCCUGCUCCAGUGCCUGGCACAAAGCUACCACGAUGGCCAUGGUCGUGAGCGUUAUCUCCACCCUUGUCACCAUCAGAGGGAACAAGGUGACAGGUGCCAGCACGGCAUGUCCAGGAGCAGAGUCACCCAGUGUGAUGGGCCGCCCAGUGUGCCUGGGGGAAAUGGCUCGCCCGCCAUCCCAGGAUGUUCAUUUUCCCAGAGCCAAAACCUCCCAAGGCCGGUAAGCAGCAGGCCCGCCCCUUCCUUGUGAUAUGCUUCCAACAGGCAGUUCCGAAAGCAGAGGAAGCAGGCGGUGGCCGUCGCCCAUGUUCCAGGUGGCCAGUUGCCUCCCGCCUCCCCACCACCCCUCGCACCUGCUCUCCGAAUGCAGAGACCGUUUCUGUCCCGAAUCAAACCGUUCAUCAGGGUUUACAGGUACGCCUUCUGCCCAGACACCCUGACUCCGCAAGAAGGAUCUGAAAUGUUCUGAGAGCUCUCAAAUGACGUGCACCUGAAAUGUCCACCUGAAAACAAAAAAGAUGCAGGAUGACACCUGGCCGCCCUGUGGAAAAGGAUCGGGGCCUGCCAGGGCUCUUAGGCAUCACCGGCCGUCUGCUGUGUGGGGUGCUUAAUAGUUUCAAGAGCUCAGGGUCCCGGCUGCCAGGCCUGUUGCCUAGGACAGGCCCAGGCCCAUGGAACAAGCAGCUUCGGAGCAAUCGCAGUACCUCCUGGCUUCCGUAGCCUCCUCUGUUUCUUGUUAUUCUAGUUGAGUACUGCGUUCAGACAGAGGUUGCCAAUAAAGUUUAUUGUAGGAGCCGCGUGUCAAUAUCUGUUGUACCCCCCGCCUAGGGUGCUUGUAAUUAAAAUGCCACAGAUAGUCUGGGAGAGGCAUGAAAAUUUGAUGGCACAUUGAUUUCAGGUUCAUCUUGAAAUUUGUCCUCCGCUGGACUCGAUACGCCAGGCAGAUGCGGGGUGGCUUUUGUCAGGGGGGCCCUGCUGCAAUGAGACAGAGCGGUCUCGAUCUGAAUAUUAAAUACAACUCGCUGCUUAUGACAGAUGACUCCUUGGGCGCUGAAACACGCCGCACUCCUCUGUGCCCAUUCUUCUCCACGGAAUGUGUAAGAUAGGCUCACACAGAUGCACUUUACACGUGAAAAGAACUUGUAAGAAAGUCUCUGGGCAAAAGAAAGAAAGAGUUUUGAGAAAUGCUGGCUUCAAACCCAGGAUAGUCUGUCCAGUAUUCCAAACGUAGAAAUGUUCCUUGGAUCUGAUUUAAGAAAGCUGGAAAAAUAAUGGUAACGAAGAUAAUAGCAUCAUCAAGGAUCACGGCCCUGCAGGUUUUCCUCAGAAUGGCGUGUUAUAGAAAAGCAAAGGAAGCUGUGUGAGUGGGGUAAACAGUCCCAAUAUUUAAUGUUAUAAAUUGCUGGUUCCUGUAAACUCGCAUUUAUGCAUCCCAUUAGAAAAGCCAUUAUCCUUAUGUAUUGUUCAUGCAGAAAUGCACUGUGAAUAUAAUACAAUUUUAAAAGUGUAUUUGUUUUCAGAAUUUAAUUUGAAAAAGGUUUGAGGGAAAAAUAAUGUGGAGUUUUGAGUGUUUUUAAUUUUAAAAAUGCGUUGUUCAGUUGAGUUAAAUGUGCUCAAGAAAAACGCAUUUUAUUACCUGAAACUGUUUAUUUGGCAAUUAAUUGUAUUUACUCUAGAAUUCAGUGGGUGAUUAGAAAUGGAUUUGAAAAGAGCAGUGCUCACAUGGAGAACAUUCAUGCAUUCUUUAAGCAAAUAAGAAUUGAAUCCUGGAGUUCCCACUGUGGCCCAGCAGGUUACAGACCUGGUGUUGUCUCUGCAGUGGCUUGGGUGCCUGCUGAGGCACGGGUUCAAUCCCUGCCCGGGGAACAACCAUAUGCUGCGGGUGCAGCUGGGGUGAUGGUGGGAGGGAUUGAGUCCCUACUGUCCGCAGGGCAAAAGUGGAUGAGAAAAGAUUUCUAGGCCAGACGUCUAUGAGCCGCAUGUCCCAGGCUACCUGUCACUCUGCAUAAGCGGUGCCUCAAUUAAUUUUUCAAAAACGCCUGAGCUAGUGAUGCCAAAGUCUGAGCGACUCCCUGGAAAACAAAUGAAGGGGAUGCGUUCACUCCUUCUGAAGUGGAAUUUUCGAAUGGGAACAGAAGCAGUGCCCUUCACUUCGGGAUGGAAGCAUCUGUUCGGCGUCUCUCGCAGGGAGACUCGAGACGCGCGUCUCGCUCAGGGUGAUGUCUCGGGCAGGCCCGGGGACUAAGGCCCGUCAGCGGAACGAGCCCGGCAGAUGCUCCUGGGUCGUCAAAGUCACUCCUUGGCACAUUCAGGAGAUAUUUAUGGAUCUUUUAUUAGGGCAGUUUUUAUGGCCCAAGAUUAAAAGUUGGAAGUUAAAUAGUAAAAGUAAUGAAGAUGGGCCUUCGGAGGAUCCAACCGGUUUGUGUUUUCAUUCCCUCCGUUUGCCAAGGCCCAUUGAAUUUUGAUGAUAGUGUUUUAAAAAAAAAAA